This is a messenger RNA of Podarcis lilfordi (Lilford's wall lizard), 69741 nucleotides long. The record is from the annotation of a GenBank genome assembly. Lineage: Eukaryota; Metazoa; Chordata; Lepidosauria; Squamata; Lacertidae.
GACAGGGGGCCUGGGGCUGGUCUUCUUCUCCGGGCGCCUCUUUUCUUGUCCGCUGAGCCCGGGCGAGGGACCCCGAGGCGUCUCCGGCUCCGCUCCGCGCGCGCGCUCCCUCGGCCCCGCCCGGCACCUGCCUCCUCCUCGCAGGCCCCGGCCCCGCCCUCGCAGCCGGGCAGCCACCGCGGGCGAAGGCGUCUGUUAGCAGCGGCGAGCUGUUGGCGAAGGAGCGUGUGGUGCCGCUGCUGCAGCUGCGAGAGAGACGCCGGCCAUGGGGAGAGUGCAAGGAGGGAUGCGCUGCGUCAAGUUCCUGCUCUUCAUCUUCAACUUCAUCUUCUGGGUCAGUGCGGGGCGAUCGCGGCCGGGGAGAACGAGCCGGGGAGCAAAAGGCGAUCGGGGACUACGGGGCUGUGGGAAGCAGUGGUCAAAGAAGCGGGGAGAGAUUGAAUGGGAUUCAGAGUGCCCGGGAAAGGCGAGCAGUAAAGUCUGGUGAUGGGGCAGAGAGAGGCUGUUUCAUAGAUCGUGGAGCUGGGACCACGGGGGUCAUCUAGUCCAACCCCCUGCGAUGCAGGGCUCUUUUGCCCAGCGCGGGGCUCGAACUCACGACCCUGAGAUGAAGAGUCUCAUUCCCUGCUAACUGAGCUUUCCCGCGCCUCCACUUCAUCGGGAAGAGCAAACAGAGUAAGCCUUUUGCUGUCAGCAAAGAAUCUUGCUCCUUCAGGCUGCAAACCGACACGCUUACGUACGUGCUGAUAAACUGUAGCACAAUCCCAGCCAGCCGGUUUCUCUCUCCCCCUUGACCAUCCUUCGUUGCACAACCCCCUACUACAUGCCACCCUUCAUGAUCUCUUGAGCCUGCUAGAGCGAAAUUGAAAUAACAUGGGCUGGUGUGCAACCGCUCUGCCCUGCGCAUCCCUCUGCUUCUGAUCACGGGGAGGCUAACCUAACAGCUGCUAGAUACGUGGGAUACUUCAGUGGGGAAGGACAGGCUUCCUUUCUCCGUCGGAUCCUCUCUUUCUGCAAUGGCUGUUUUGUGCAAUCAAUUUAUGCAGCUAUCAAAGUGGGGAGCAGGCAGGUACAAACUGAUCCAAAGGAAAUGAAGCUGAGGUGUUCUAGUGCAAAGUGCCUUGUGAAGUUAAGUGUGUUUUGAAGGAAGCAGUGUGUUACGGAUCAUCUGUCAUCCUCAUCUAACCCAUGAUAUCUCAGUUACAGUAAAAAAACAUAUUGAGUGAAUGAGUUACCUUUGUUAGAGUGUCUUUUCUGCAUACGAUCAUCUUUUGUCUUUGGGGCAGAUGAGAUCAUCAGGCCAGGAGAAGUGUCUGUCUCUGCAACCCUCUUGUGGGAAAAUGCCUAUAACUUGCAAAUUGUCUGCACCUACGGGCUGGCCAUAUGGUCACAGGUUCAUGAAGCCUAGUGCCACAUUAAAAGCAAGUCAAAAAGGCUGGAAUCUACAAAAGCACAAAUGCUUUUUGCCCCAAUAAGCAUGUGAUUGUGAUGGGGUUUAAUGUCUUGCUUCCCUCCCCUGUGGGACAUCAACCAUGAAACCACUAACAACUUUCUUAAAUAACACUGACAUGUGAGCAUUGGUUAGAAUUCUGUGAGCUUUUCUAUUUGUGUCUCCGAGAUGUGUAAAGCUUUGUGGCUUCUUGAACCAUUUCCCCAGAGAUAAAGUGUUACCCCUCGCAUGUGUCGUGGAUCCUUUGUCCGUUUGGUCAAAAAUGUAUUUGCAGCAUUUGUGAGCAUCCACCCUGUGAGCGAUGAUUAAUGCAGGCCUCUCUUAUUUGUGGCAUGAGUGUGGACGCCACUAUGGCUCUGCGUGGAAGACCUCCCUUUGUAUCUGUAGAAUGCCCAGAAUGUUUUAAGCUGGAAUUUCCAAGCCAAGUGCAGUACUCUGUGAAUACAUUUCAAUGUCUAUCAUAUUAUGGAGCAUGACACGAUGUGUGGCUGUAGUUGAUUAGUAGGAAAUCUAGCCUUUCUUGGUUGUGAUCUCCUGAACCUGUAUACAAUAAAGGCAUUAAUGGUUUGCCAGUCCGCUGCAGCGUGUUCCUUUUGUUCCAGAUGUACUGAGGCAAAUCACUUUUGCAAAUAUUAAAAGCAGAGGAUAUCCAGAUAAGCAAGCAAGCUGCUUACCGACUCUUGUGCAGAAUAGUGUACAGAGCACAAGUGAAAGGCAAUAAUUUUUAAUAUAUUCUGACAAGCAAUAUUACAAUAUGCACUUUCUUCUGGUGGCUGUCAGAGUUCAUGCAAAUGUACAGAAUCUGCUCCCUCUUAUCUUUUGCUAUUGUUGAUGCAUCACGGGAGGCAAUUGCACUCCAGUGCUGUGGAGGGGAAGGGUGCAACUUCAGAAGAAUUCAGAAAAGCAGAAGCAACGGGGUGGGAGUUUUUGACAUUGAGGUCACAAUCAUGGGGGAAGGGAAGCCUUGUUCUUUUCCACCCCCUAUUUUGCUUAAAUGGCUGCUAAAGAUUCCUUGCUUGAGUGGUACCAGCUGCGAAUAUUCAACCUCUGAAUAAUGUCUUUAGCUAGAACCAUCAUCUGAGCAGGAAAGGUAAAUUCCCAGAGACUGUCAUCUAAAAAGGCCCUAAAACAUAGAAUCAUAGAGUUGGAAGGGGCUCCAAGGGACAUCUAGUCCAACCCCCUGCAAUACAGGAAUCUCAACUAACGCAUCCAUGACAGAUGACCAUCCAUCUGUCAUGCCAUUGGGAAAGGCCUCUAUUAAAAAUGGCAGACCCUAAGAGAUUUGCUGCCCUCCUCUAUCAUACUUCUGAUGUAUCCCCUGUGUAACACCAGCAGCAGCCUGCCGACUUCUUCCCCAUCACUGACUGGACAGGCUAUACGUGAGAGGUCGCCAACUGUUUUAGGCACAGGGACACAUUUUUGAGCGAGUGAAUAAUAUUAUUGUAGAGUUGGAUGCGGCUCCAAUGGUCAUGUAGUCCAACACAACCUUGGGCACUGCUCUCUCCUGUCACUUCUUGCUCCCUUCCCCUGGAUUGGCUCCUCUUCUCACCACUUGAAGACCAUGCCAAGCUGAAACUUGGAUUCAGUUGAUUUAAUCUGAGCCGUGAAAAGCACAUAGAGCUGAAAUACAAAGUUCCUCCUCUUUUCAAGGCAGAAAAGGGUGACCACUCACCAAGAGGGGCAAUGAAUGGGGGUGGGGGACACUCAGAGGCUUCAUGGGCACUUGGAAAUACCUUCAAGAUGCUACUGCACCCAAGAUGCCCUUGCAUUGGUGACCCCAACCAUACAUGCUCCCUUGGUGGGCAGGAUUGUUGUGGAAGCCUGGCAAGAUGAAAGCCAAACAGUGCUUGCAGCUAGCUUUGACCAAUACAGCUAGAAAUGAGUUGUCUUUUUCAUCAUAAGGAGAGCCUGUGGACUAAUUAUGUCUGGUUGGCCAGAAGUUUGUUUAAAAUCUGCAUUCAAGUUGCUGUUUGGCUGACUGGGCUAAUUUAUCAAUAAUUUGCUUUUGAAGAUGGCAACAAUCUUUAAAAGGUUUGCUUGUUCUGUUGCCUAACAUAUUAUUUGGAGAACUGGGAUCUUCUUUCUUAGAAGUAGUUUUCAGUUUCAGCAUCUCUGGUCACAUGGUGAAAGAAACUAUCACUGAGGGUAUUGUAGGCCAUGUAAUGAAUACAAGUUUGCUCUUUAUCUUGUUAGCCAUAACUUCUCAUAUUUGUGUAUUAAGCAUACCAGAAUCUUGUGCUCUGCUGCACACUGACAAGAGUCUUUCCAUUAGUAGAGAUGUUUAGCCCUGAAUUCCAAAAGAAUAACAUCACUUUAAUUGCUGGUACUCUAGUUUAUAUCUCAUCUAAGACAUCUCUUAGAUCUGAGUACCAACAUCAACCCGCCAGUAGAAGAAAAUAGCUCUUCAUUGAAACCAUAGAAACAGCAAAGGAAAUAAACAGCCACAAUGGGGCACAUUUGUUUAUCCUUGACAUUGUUUUGCUAUCAACACUUUCCCAGAGCUGCGUGGUUCUCUGUGCCCAGGCGGUGCAGUGGGUUGCUAAUCUAAAAGGAAGCAAAAAAUAAAUAACUCUUAAGGAACAGCUUGGGACUCUUCAAUUAUGGGCACACUUCCAUGAUGGCUUAAGAAUGUCCAUUGUGCAUAUACACUUCUAUAACUUUACAUAGACUCAGAGUUUAUUUUAGUCCUUCUAAGGGCAUCAUUCCUUCAUUUUGAAGGAGGAAUUUGUUAGGUCUGCUUUUCACAGCAGACUGACCAAACUGACACUCGCAGACGUGCUUGUGAACUGGAAUGCAACUCCCAGUUGGAUUUUGCACUUAUCCGGAUUUUGUGAAGCGGUUUUGGUGUGCAAAAAGUGUGCACAAAAAUACUUAUUUUAUGUUCAAAAGUCAUAUUUUCUGGGAAAUGUGUUCCUAUUUUCUGAGAAAGUGCAAAAUGUGUACAAUUUAAAUGUGGAUUUUUUAAAUUUUUUUUUGCAUUCUUUCCAAAAAACCCAUGCAAUAUUGUUUUCAACUUUUUCAUGUGGCUUUCAUUGUAUAUUUUUGUUUUUUAUUGCUGUAAACCACCAUGAUUUUUUAAUUGCAUAGUAAUACAUAAAUAUUUUAAUGAAUAAAUAAAAUGCAGUAGAAUGGACCUGUGACUGCGCAUCAUUGAAACAAAAAUUAGGAUAUUCAGUCCAUCCCUAGCAAUGCGGUACACCAGGAGUAGGGAACUGGAACUGACUGGUAGCCUGGAUCCAUAUUUCAAACACCCAUGGGUCAAGUUUGAUAGUGGGGGCAGCGUUGCCCACCUAUCAAUCACCUGAUGUUUUGCUGCACAGUUUGAUUCCAAACUGCAUGGGCAAAAAAAUUCUGCACAGCACUGGGGAAGCCCUUUGCACAGCAUUACUGAAGCAGUGACAAUCAGCUGAUAGCAAGCACCACAAAGCCCAUUUUAUCUACCUCCCACUGGGCAGAUGGCUAUGGCUUGGCCAGAACAAAUUUGCAGGCUAAUAGGGAGAUGUGGUGGACCUAAGUAGAUCUGCAAGACAGAGCUUUCCCAUCCAUGCAGUACAUAUUAGGGAGAUAAGUAUCAUCCAUGUGAAGUUCCAAAGCAGCAUACAGUGGUACCUUGGGUUAAGUACUUAAUUCGUUCCGGAGGUCUGUUCUUAACCUGAAACUGUUCUUAACCUGAAGCACCACUUUAGCUAAUGGGGCCUCCUGCUGCAGCCGUGCCUCCAGAGCACGAUUUCUGUUCUCAUCCUGAAGCAAAGUUCUUAACCCGAGGUUAGUGGAGUCUGUAACCUGAAUAUAAAUAACCUGGAUAUAAAUAAAAAAAAUUAUUAUUAUUAUUAUUAUUAUUAUUAUUAUUAUUAUUAUGCAGCAUGACUAGCACAUGGGACAAGUGAAAAUGAUCUUUUAAAAAAAGAGAAUCCUACCCCCAGUGCCCAUGUGAGAGGGCUAAAAAUGACCGACACCCACCAGUCACAAAAUAGCAGUGCAAGGGAGGAGAUGGUGACAAAUGAAAGGGGAGAUUAAUAUAAGCAGCUAGCAGCUGGUGACAUUGUUUACUGUUGAGAUCUCAUCCUUCUUUGAGAAUUGCAGAAUUCUUUGCCAUGGCAAUCUCCAUUCUGCUUUCCUCAAGCUAAGUAUAGCCAUUGGAUCUAGACAUUGCAUAACCUCCUCAUUUUAGGCAGAAUUUGCUUAUCCAGAGGUUCUAAGAAAAGCAGAAGCAACUCAUCUGUGCCCCCACUGCUGAGAAGCCAACAUUGUGGGUCCAUUCCACCAAACAAGUGGCUUCUGAAGAACUAAAUAUGCCUCUCCUAUCAUUUCUUCCCUUUUCCUUUUGCACUUGACGUUCACCCAUGCCCAUUCUGACCCUGCUAGUUUUUUCCCCUCCCAGAUCCUUUUACAUUAACUUCUUCUCCUAUAAAAACUUUCUUCCCUGUUCUGUUCUGUUAUAUUAUAUACACUGUUCUGUUAUAUAUACACUGAGUGGAAUUCAACAUUGUUCCAUGACAAACAUUCCAUCUGCGCAAGUGUUGGAGUUUGCCAGACUGUACAAUCCCCCAUCUCCCCCUUCCCCAUGCUCUUCCAGGGGUUCUCCCAAGACGCAGCUAAAUUUGGGAAACACAGGGCACACAAGGGGAGGAAAAUCCCACUGAACAAGCAGAACUUCUUGCAUAGGGCUUUCCCUGAUGGGGUUCAGCAGGUGAAUCUCACCCAGUAUAUUUUCUUUGCCCUUUGAAAAUGGGGUGGUUGGGGUUCAAGACUGCAAUGCAAAUUGCAUCCUGAACAUGAGUUACUAAAGCUGUUUCUGACAUCUCAUUCCAAAGAAACUUAGAGAGAAAUGGAAUCCCAACUGUAGUCCUCAGUUUGCUCAGCUAGUUCUGCAAAUUAAGGGCAUUUGCAUAAUUGAUUCUGCUGCUGUUAAGGGCACUGAAUCCCUGCCCCUUUGUUAGAGGAAGUCCUGCAUACUCCUCAUGGUUUCUGAUGCUCCACCAGGACGGUCUGUAUUAUUUUGAUAUUAUAUUUACAGUCAUCAGGCCUAGAAACUUGAUUUUUGGAAAACAAAUUGAUAGGCUGAGCAUGCCAGCAUCAGGGGUGGACUAGGGUGUUUUAAAUUUCAGCAGUGCUCUGUGUGAGCCCAAAAUUUGGCAGCCCCCUCAGUUCUUGCUUUCCGUUCUGCUCAGUUCACUAAGUCAUAAUUGUGACAUCCUGCAGCGCCCCCGUUUGGUGCCCAUUUCAGUGGAACCAGUCACACUGCCCUAAAUCUGCGUCUGCCAGCAUUCUAGAUUGAGCAUUCCAGCUUUUGAGCUUGCAUGUAUGCUGUGGUAAACUGCAGAAUUCUCAGUGGCCCAUCCUGUUUCUUCCCCUCAGCAAGGCAUGCACACAUGGCACUGACAUCUGACUUUCCAGAGGCCUGUCUACAGUACUUGCUGGUGGUAACUUUCUGCCUCCUACUCAGUAAUUGCUCCAUCCAGCCAUUUCUGUUUCAGGAUGUGGUUGGCCUAUCAUUUCUCUGGCCUUGUUUGAUCAGUCAGUUUCAGGUUUCCAGUCAGCCUUUGCAGGGCCAGUGCAAGACAUUUUGGGACCUGAGGCAAACCACAAAAUGGCACCCCUCCCCUUUCACCAGGGAAGAUGGGGUGAGUGAAGCUCUACAUCAGGAACAAGGAGGGAAUGAAGAUCCACACCAGGAAUGAGGGGCAAAUAAAGAUCUACAUCAGGAACUGGGAGGGCGGAGACCAGUAGUGCCUCCUAUUCACCAAGAGGCCACUGUAGAGGCGGCAUUUGGGAGGCUGCCGAAGAGAAAGCAGAUCUGGCCUCCAAGGAGCAUGCCACAGAUGCCGCUGGCACCAUAGCAAAAACAGCAGGCAACACACUCCUUGAAGGCCAGAUCUGCUGCCCCUGAGAAUGCUGCUUUCUGAGGUGGUCACCUCACCUUGCCUCAUGGGUGGGCCUGCCCUGAACUUUCAACCUGAGAUGCUUUCAAGCCACUGCAGUCUCUCCAGUCUACCAAAGGUUUCUUUAGGGAAGUUAAGGAGCACUGUAUAUUAAAUGGAAAUGACUCUCUGUUAAAAGCACUCAAUCUACCUGUCCAUCAUGCAACUAUUUCCAGUGUCAUUUCUGUCAAAUUAAAAAAGAAACGUGUGGUUGGAGGCUUCUCACCCAGUCAACAGCUCUUGAGUUCAGUAUGUAGAACCUCUUGAGUUCUGUUGUGUUAUCUGCUUGGAAAUACAGUCGUACCUCAGGUUAAGUACUUAAUUCAUUCCGGAGGUCUGUUCUUAACCUGAAACUGUUCUUAACCUGAAGCACCACUUUAGCUAAUGGGGCCUGCUGCUGCUGCUGCUGCCGCACUGCCGGAGCACAGUUUCUGUUCUCAUCCUGAAGCAAAGUACUUAACCCGAGGUAAUAUUUCUGGGUUAGCGGAGUCUGUAACCUGAAGCGUAUGUAACCCGAGGUACCACUGUAAAUGACUGAAAGAGAAAAAUACAGAGCCAUCCAUAGCACUAAUAGGUUCAGUUAAGUUCUAGUUAUGGGCAGGAGGAGGGAGAGAGAGGGAGAGAGCAACACACCAGCACUCAGAAGGUGAAUUGCUCACCUUGACCUUAUUACAUCAUGGUAGUGCAGAUAGAGUGGUGCAGGAUGAAACGAUUGGCUCGGAUAUUUGUAGACAGAAUGUCACACCAGUGCUGGUGUGGAGAUGGAGAUCAACCUCAGCCAGGGCUUAUGAAAACUAAAUUAUGCAUUCAGACACGAAUCACAGCUCUCUGCAUGUACAUGGAAUGGUGGGACUCUAACAGCUAUUGUUUUCAAUCACAGACAACAUGCCUGCUCUUUACCAGCAUGACUUAAGGGGGGGUGUCAGUGUAUAAAUGUUUAUUUUUAGAUACAUGGCAGUUAAGAGUUGGCCACUUCAUAACCGAACAUGAUGAAACAUCCCUCACACACUCUUCCUUUGUGUUUCUAUAGCAUCCCUACAAGGCUGAAAUGGCAUUAUUAACUUGCAUAUUAGGACUGCCAAUCAGAAGGUCCCCACAACAGGGUGAAUCCCCGAGACAGGGUGAGCUCCCGUUGCUUGGUCCCUGCUCCUGCUAACCUAGCAGUUCGAAAGCACGUCAAAGUGCAAGUAGAUAAAUAGGUACCGCUCCGGCGGGAAGGUAAACAGCGUUUCCGUGCGCUGUUCUGGCUUUGCCAGAAAUGGCUUAGUCAUGCUGGCCACACGACCCGGAAGCUGUCUGCGGACAAACCCCCUCGGCCAGUAAAGCGAGAUGAGUGCCACAACCCUAGAGUCGUCCACUACUGGACUUAACGGUCAGGGGUCCCUUUACCUUUACCUAAAGUAAAGCAUUAACACUGUUUGGCAAAAGUUAGGCCAACAGAGUCACAGUACAGUGGUACCUUGGUUCUCAAACGUAAUCCGUUCCAGAAGUCUAUUCCAAAACCAAAGCGUUCCAAAACCAAGGUGCACUUUCCCAUAGAAAGUAAUGCAAAAUGGAUUAAUCUGUUCCAGACUUUUAAAAACAACCCCUCAAACAGCAAUUUAACAUGAAUUUUACUAUAUAACAGAGACCAUUGAUCCAUAAAAUGAAAGCAGUAAACAAUGUACAGUACUGCAGUCACACAAUCAGUAGCUGAACUGGGUUCCACACCAUCACAAAAACAAAAAAAGAGCCGCAAAAACAAAACCGCAAAAUAAAUAGCAAAAACAGAUAGACCUCAGCGUAACACUCAAAACAGAAGUGUGGCACUCAAAACGGAGGUGUGAUAUUCAAAUAGGAAGCGUAACCCUCAAAACGGAGCAUGUUUGGCUUCCGGAAAAAGUUCGCAAACCAGAACACUUACUUCUGGGUUUGCAGUGUUUGGGUUCCAAGUUUUUUUAGUACCAAGGUAUUUGAUACCACUGUACACUUAACCAUAAAGUGUAGUGCAGCAAAGAUGACUAGGUAAAUUGCAGGUAGCACUGGAGGAGGCUCUUGGUGGAGCAAGGGGUUGGGACAGCCACGGAUGUUGCCACAGGGUAGUGCAGACAAGAAGCAAAAAAAUCCCCAGAUAGCUCGUAUUUAAUCAAAACGAGCCUUCAGCUAAGAUCUUGUUCACAAGUGCAGUAAUAUUUAUUUUUUCUAAAUCACUUUCAAUUCAAAGACUGUUCAAUAGAUAACAUCAUAGUUGGGCCAUGCCCUCAGGCUUGCUUACACUCUCAACAGAAAUCACUUGACAACUUGCAGGGUCACAGCUCAACUGUCCCACACAGAGUUUCCAUGCCACCUCAAAGACAAAACUUUUAAAUGGAAGCCAUUCAUACAUUCCACAUCAGCACACCAAAGGGUAAAAUAUCAAUUGAUGAGCAUGUGUGAGUUGCCCUAUUUUCCUCAGUAGUGUAAAGCAAGAGAUCAUCAGUUGCUUUUAUCUCAGUGGUUCCUUUGUUUAUUAAGUGUAUUUCUUGGAUGGAUGCCAAACUGCCCCUUUCCCCCCAUCCUUUCAUGUUCCCCUGCCUUAGUGUUGUCAUACUAGUGGCAGAGAAUGAGGCUGAAUGAGGUGGUAAUAUAGUAACACUUCAGCCUGCAAGCGAAUGUUUCUCUAUGUAAACCAAGACACUCUCUGCAAGCAGAAAGCUAGCAAGCAAAACAAGGGGUAGGCUUGAACUCUGUUCCCCGAUCUGUUGGUUUUCUAUCAACAGGGAGGUUUUUAGAUGAAAGAGCUAUACAAAGCAAUGAUCUCCUACCUGCAAUCUGAAGUGGUGCUUCCUCAUUCUGCUCUAUGUGUAGACUAGGGCUGCUCCUCAAGUGAAGCCAUGGUGAUGCCUUUCAUUGCGCCCAUUUUUGUAGACAUCCAUAUACAUGCUUUUGACAUUUUAACAGAGUUCUUCAUUGAGAAAUAAUAGGAAGAUUGGCAUGUACACAUUACCUACAAAAUAAAAAAACUCUGUCUAGCAUAGAUAUAUGCAUUUAUCUAGGGGCAUUAAAGUACGGUUUUCCUUCAGGAAGAAUUUUGCUUUUCCUUCAGUGGCAUCCAGAAUUUAUACAUUUUUACAUGAUUAUUAAUUUCCAUAUAGGAGGAAGUAACAUAGAAGUCUGUCCUGAGAAUUUGUGGCUGCUAUGAGACCGUUGGAGGAAAGCAAUAAAAUGAAUAUGCUAUGUGUAGAAACCAUCUUAGGUCUGCCCCUUAAAUUUCUUAAGAAUGUAUUGUAUCCCUUUAUAUAUUACUGAAGCUUUAGGAAUGAAGGCGUAGGUGAAAUGCUCUCCCCAGGGAGGUUUGCCUGGCACAUUUAUUAUAUACCUUUAGGCACCUCUUCAACCAGGCCUUGGGCUGACUAGCAUCCUGUUAAAUGUGUUGUGAGUGGGAGCAUUGUUUUAUUUUGUUUUGUUCUUGUUUUUUAUGUAUUUUCUGUUUUUAUCUUGUAUUUUUAUGCUGUGAACUACCUUGAGAGAUCUAUGGAUGAAGAGCAACAUACACAUUUUAUAAAUAAUAAUAUAGAAAGUACCCACACUGGGUCCCUUGCCCUCUAGGCUUUGCAAUGUAAAUGGUAGUUAUGCAUACCUGGGAAUCAAAAUGGCGGCUCAGCCUUGUCUGUGGAUUGGAUGUCUUAUUCAUUUGUCAACUAAUAUGAGGAAAUGUCCCUUGCCCCUACUUUUUUCUCUUUCUUAAUAUUACUGAAGUGCAAAACUGCUCUGGAGAUUUAAGUGAAGGUUUCUUGGUGUUGCCAGCCAAUCAUCAUUGUGCAGAGCAAGCUUGAGCUACAGGUAUCUUGAGCAUUCCCUCUUCCCUAAUAGCUGGAAAGGAAAAUUGCAUUUUAAAAAAGUUAUGUCUGUCUUCACCCUUAGUGUAGAUUUUUAAAAUUCAUUCAUCCCAGAACAUUAAAGAAAAUGUUUUCUACAAGUGUGCAGCUGUAGAAGGAGGAGGUACCACUGUUAAUAACACUGUUUGAAACAUUUCCCAUAGCUGUCGAACUAAGCUUUUGCCUUCUGGGAACUUAUUAUUCGUGUGAUUAAAAUCUCAUCUCUUAAGAGUUUCCUCUGCAUUUAAUACCAUUUCCUUGCUACCUAGGGCGGGCACUGCUAUGCAGUUCCAGUGAUGCGAGGAGACUUUCAUUACUCGUUUAAACAAUGGCACUAAAUCCCAUAAAAGGAACAUUUUCUGGUGCAUGCAGCAGUCAGCAAUGGGGUCAUGGAAGCAGCUUAAAAAAUCAAUAGAAGUUGCAGGUUAAAGGGCAUUUUCCAAGCUACUCAUUUCCCCCCUCUUUUUUGCUAGCAGGACUUUGUACACAGCUUUAACAAAUAUAUUGAUCUAGCUAAUUCCAGCCUUGCAUCGCAAAAUUUUGCACUUGCUGCAGCCGCCAUCAUCGCCACAGGUGCUCCCAGUGAUGUGUUACACCUUUUCUUCUGCUGCAGCCUUUGCCACUAAUUAGCACUUUGGCUUGCCUUUGUUUUACUGUUUACUGCCUUUGGAGAUGUGUUGAUCCUCCUCUGAUUAUUUAUUGCAGAACUUCUGUGCCUUUAACAGAUGCAUCAUAGGAAGUAAUCACACAGGAGAAGUUUUCUAAAGCACAGAGCAGGCCAAAUGUCAAAUACCAAAUGCCAUGCAUAUACAGUGGUACCUCGGGUUACAUACGCUUCAGGUUACAUAUGCUUCAGGUUACAGACUCCGCUAACCCAGAAAUAGUACCUCGGGUUAAGAACUUUGCUUCAGGAUGAGAACAGAAAUCAUGCUCAGGUGGCGCGGUGGCAGCAGGAGGCCCCAUUAGCUAAAGUGGUGCUUCAGGUUAAGAACAGUUUCAGGUUAAGAACGGACCUCUGGAACGAAUUAAGUACUUAACCCGAGGUACCACUGUACGCCUCCUGUCUUCUGUCGAAGUAUGCCAAUAACCUGUGCCAAAGUAAAUCUAAAGUGCCUUGGUGAAGCAGGUGGGGGGGCUUUUUGGUGCCGUUGUUGUUGUUGUUGUUGUUGUUUAGUCGUUUCUGACUCUUUGUGACCCCAUGGACCAGAGCACGCCAGGCACUCCUGUCUUCCACUGCCUCCCGCAGUUUGGUCAAACUCAUGUUAGUAGCUUCGAGAACACUGUUCAACCAUCUUGUCUUCUGUCGUCCCCUUCUCCGUAUGCCCUCAAUCUUUCCCAGCAUCAAGGUCUUUUCCAGGGAGUCUUCGCUUCUCAUGAGGUGGCCAAAGUACUGGAGCCUCAGCUUCAGGAUUUUGGUGCCAUAGACUAACACAAAAGCUAUUUGGAUUUCUGUCCUGUAGAGCAACCUCCCCCAACCUGUUGUAGUCCAGAGGAUCUGGAGGGCACCAGGUGGGAGACAGCUAGGCUGUUUUGCUCUUGCUCUUCCCACCAGCAUUGCACUUGAUGGUCAGAGCAAUGUGGCUCUUCUAGAGUCUGGUGGGAAACCACCAUCUUAGAAGAGGUUACUAAUCAUUAUGGCAGGAUUCCUUAAUUGCACUCUCUGAUUCCAAGUUCUAAUGAUUCUGAGAUGGCAAAUGGGAUGAACCCUUUCUUCCUUCUCUGGAGGCUUCAGGAAAGUGGGACGCGCAGUCUUGCGAUAAAUCUUUUAUUAAUAUUUGGAAGGCUGUCAAAGUGCAAUGUGUGCUCAUUCAGUAGUUCCAUAAUUUUGAGUUUUUAAAUAAAGACUAAAAGAUCUACUCCCUGGUAUUAUAGAUCUAGCAUAGCCAAUGUGCGGCCCCAGCCAGCAUAGCCAGUGGUCAGAGAUUAUGGGAGCUGCAGUCCAGCAACAUCUAGAGGAAGGGGCGGACCUUGGUAAUAUGCCGCCCUUUUGUGAGGCCAUUUGACACCCUCCCCCCAGCCCUCAUGGCACCGGCUUAAUCUGGGGUUUGGGAAGAAGGCAUGAGGCUCUGGCAGGGUCCUAGAGCCCUCCUACCUCCUUCCCAAGGCCGCUUGUCUAGUUUUGGGAAGAAGGAUUUUAGGACCCUGUCAGAGCCCUCACACAAGGCUUUGAAAUGCACCUUCCUUGGCUGCAUACCCGGUGUGUCCGCACCACUCACACUACCCUACAUCUGCUUCUGCUGGAAGGCCCCACAUUGGCUGUCCUGUUAUAGAUUGCAUCAGAGGGCCUAGAAACUAAGGCAGUGGGGUGACCUUUGAGAGGAUAUGGCCUUUCUGAUACACAUGUGCAUAUGAUUGUGACAUGUAUGGCUAGGUUAACACAGAGACAUAGCGUGGGAGGGGGCGUGGGGGCCAUGGCCCCGGGUGCAAUUUUGAGAGGAGGCCAGAAGGAGCUGCAGAGCAAUUGAUGAAAAUUUGAUGGAUGUUUGUUCCAAUUCAGCAAUAAAUUGUGGUCUUUCCCAGGGAAAGUAGUGGGACAAAAGAAAAAACCUCUCAGACCUAUGCCUAGAAAUCAUGGGUCAAACAAAACUGUGGAUGAUCCCUGUCAGAAAUGUAAGUAACACAUGUCAGGAAGUCAGCACAAAAAUAAAUGGUUUUGUAGCUGCACCUACAGUUUAGCUGAUUCCUCCAUUUGUAUGGUGGAAUGAGGAGACAAGUUGAAUUUCUCCCAAGAGAUUGCUGUGCCUAGAUUCCGUUGUAAUGGCCCAUCAAACCCAUUGCAAAUUCUUCUCAACUGCUUUCCAUUUUAUUUUGUUGCUUAAAUGAAACUUUAAUGCAGCCCUGAGUCUGGUUACGAAAGCAACUUGCUUUUGAAUACCAUUGGAUGUUAUUCAAAGCAGUGACUGUCUCUGCAGCUGCCGUAUUCUGAGUGCAUGUGCUUUUCUGUUUGGAAUUUGAAUAUACAAAAGCCUAUGGGUGGCCUGCAAAAUCCUGUAGUGCAGGUCAGCUGCUCAAACCAAUAUGUAGAUCUGUCUUAACUUAAGCUCCACAUUUGCUUCCUUCUGUUCCAAGGUUGCUAUGUGAGGGAUUGCAAUGGUGAACUCUCAGAGCCCACAUGACACCUUCUCUAUGGACUCAUUUCAGUUUUCCAGCAAUAAAUUUGGCAGCGUAGAGAGCGUCCCGGAACACACAACCCCCCCCACACACACAUUGCCAUCUCUGCAACAAGCUAUCUGCGCAAAACCUUCAGGGGACCAGCAUGGACCUCAGCACUGAUGCCUCCAUGUUUUUUGAUUAUGGACAUUGGAUGUGUAUUAUAGUUCAAGAUUUUAAAUAUGUUUUAGCCCACCCUUCCUCACAAAAUGAUCCCUGGGUAGGGUACAAAUCCUCACUUGGACAUGAAGCAGCCUCUCAGCCAAACCCGCCUCACAAGGUUGCUGAGGGGAUUAAAUGGGGGGGGGGGGACCAGCUCCUUGGAGAAAAAGCUGGGAUAUAAACACAAUAAUUAAAUAGAAAUCUGAUGUGCAGUUGUAAUGGGGAUCUGCCAAGGGUGAAAUAGACCAUCACUCAAACUCUUAAGGGGCAAAGUAGUGUUGUGAAAAAAAUAUUGCAAAGACACUUACGGCUUUGUUCACACUUCUGUGCAUCCCAUGCCUAAAAGCAGUGGGGGUUGAGUGGUUUUCCAUUUGCCGCAUUGCUUUCCCCAAGAAAACCCACUGUUUACUGCUGAAUCCACAGAAGAAGAAGACGAAGACGAAGAAGAAAACAAUUGACAUUUGUUCCAAUUCAGCAGUGAACAGCCGAUUUUCCCAGGGGAUAGCAGGCAGGAGAAGUGGAAGUGUGAACAAUCCCUAAAUCCUUGAGACAUACCCACCCACAUCCAGGGGAAAUGGAAAUCCUGUUUGAGGAAGGGCCAUAGCUCAGUGGUGGAGCAUCUGCCUUGGUACACUUAUGAACAUUUAACAUAUAACUAAGACCUCAAAAUUCCUAUCACACAUGCAAGUUAUCCCAGGUUCAGUCCCCAGCAUCUCCAGGUGGGACUGGAAGAGAACCCUGCCUGAAACCCUGGAGAAAUCACUGCCAGUCGAUGGAGACAAUAUGGAGCUAAGUGGACCAUUGGCUUGUCUCGGGACUCAUCCACACUUCACUAGGCCUGCACCUAGAGAGCACAGGUCUGAGAGGUUUCCCACUUGUCCCCUGCUUUCUAGGCAUGAGCCUGAGCAGUUUUCUGUUUGCCCUACCACUCUGUAUCAUGGAAUCAGAGCAAACAUCAAUCCACAGAAAAGUCGAUUGACGUUUGCUCCAAUUCAGCAGUAAAGAGUAGGUUUUCCUGAGGGACAGGACAAGUGGGUGUGUGGAUGAGCCCUUGGUAUAAGGCAGCUUGCUGUGUUCCUAGCUUGCUGUGUUCUUGUCCUCCUGCCCUUGGGAAAGUGGGGGUUGGGUAAGAAUAGUUUUCAGUGCAAGGGAGUGUCCGCAUAAUGGAAUGUAGGUGAGUGGGAGGACAAUGAAGCCUCCUCUACUAGACAGCAUGUACCGAGUGUCUCAUAAAGUAAAUUGUUUGCACUGAGUUUCCACUGUUUACUCCUGCAUUGAGUGCAUGCCCAGAAGAUCUUUGCCCGCCUGCAUGAGGGCUUGGAAGAGGCAGCCUGUCUCUGCUGGAAGCCGUGGUUCUGGUCACUUUUUAGGCUUAUUACGAGUGGGUGGUGAAAGAGACGAGAUGAUGUCCUCGCCGUGCCUUGGACUCACCCUUCUUCACAAACUCUGCAGCCAGCAAGCUGCAUUUGUUGCAUCACAAUAAAGCAGAGCAUCACAUCCCUUGAACAAUGACUCGGUCCGUCUCUUCUGUGUGGAGACUGUGUCACCAGGAACUGUGGGGCUCUUACGUGAUUGCUCAACUGCAGCUGUGUGUGUGUGUGUGUGUGUGUGUGUGUGUGUGUGUUACUGAGAAGGCUAGAAGACAAGAGGGUUUAGAAAUCUCACUGGGGAGAGAGGUUAAAAAAAAAGCACUACAAGCGAUGUUAAUGGUUUUGGGAGGAAAUGCUAUUCAUUGUUAUAGUAUAGAACUCCUCUCUCUCUCUCUCUCUCUCUCUCUCUCUCUCUCUCUCUCUCUCUCUCUCUCUCUCUCUCUCUCUCUCUUACACACACACACACACACACACACACCUGGGGACCACCCAGUCCAGAUCUGACCUCAAAUCAAUUUGCAGGCAGGGCUAAACCCUACUGAACAUCUGGAUGGGGAAGGAGAUUGUGUGUCUCCUCCCCCACCCCUAAGGAGAGCCGAAGUGUUCAGUCCUGUGGAGGUGCUGCUUCACAGGCUAAGGAACACCCUGCACCCCACAGGAUCGAAUCCUCCGCUCACUAGCUGGUGAGCGGAGGAUUCACUCCUUCUGGGGUCUGCUUCCUUUCCUGCCCAUGACAGAAUAAGAUCCACAAGUAGCUACUAAGCCUCUAAAACCCUUUUGUCGUUCCCAUCCCUUGUAAUAUGUGAACUGAAAACCUGAUAACAAAAGAACUUUCCUGGGGGAAAUGAACUGAUUGCCUAAAUGCUACAAUGCGCCUCACUACUGAGGUUUGUUCCUACCGUCACUGAAAAGGUUGUGUAAAACCGACUUUACCUUUGGACUUGUACAUGCGGGCGAAGGCGGUUUUACACAUACCUAUGCAGAGCAACUCUUUGUAGUAGCUGCAGCACUUUUAAGUAACGUACCAGGAAAAAAGCAACUGCUUCUGAGUAGCUUGUUACUUGAAGCAGGUUACAGGAAGUUAGUUAGUCAGACUGUGCACUGAAUCUCUUGAUGCCAAUAUCCUGAGUACCGUGAUGCAGCAUUUUUAUGCCUGCCAGUACACUUAAAUGCUUACAGGCUUAAAUUUACUCUUUUAUCAUUAUGAUCAAAGAACUGUACAGCUUUGAUUUGUACAAUUUAAAAGUUACUAUUUUCACAUUUGUCAUUGGAGCGUUCUGCCCUUUUCUACAGGGUCUCAGAGCUUGCAUGCACAUUGUUGUUUCUGUGGAGUUGUGCGUGGUAACCUUAAAAGCCCUCUCUGCAUCAACAGGAGGAGUCUGAAUUGUGCAUCUUAUGGGGCUCCGCUCCCCCUUUAUUCUCUCCCAGGGUGGCCCUGCCCUCUGCCUGCCCCUCAGAGUCAGUGCAUGAAAAUGAGUCCCUCCUGUUCCUGUCCAGUUUCAUUCUCUAUUCCACCUGCACCCGCUUAGUGUGCCCCAGCCAUCCAUUUGAACAGCAGACACAGCAGACAGAGAGGUGCAACAGGAGUCAAACUCCACAGAGAUGGAGGUUUUAAGUAGCUCCAGCUUGCUACAUUGAUGGCUCCUUGCUCCCUGGCUGCACAGUAAACAGCAAGAGAGAAUGCAGAAGGGUGAUCUUUCAGGUUGGAAGCCUGGUGAGAUCUGAUCUUUCCUUUCCCCCCUUUUUUAAAAAGAAAGAUGAGUAAAGUAAAUGGUGAAGGAAACUGGUUUACUUCAGGUAUUGCUUUAAUUGAAUAGUUUUUGUCAAACAGGAAACCAUGUGGGCAUCUAACUUCAAGGGAAGCUAUUCUGAAUCAGAUCUUUGGGUUGUUUUGUCAAUAGCAGGUUGCUUGCUUGCUUGCUUGCUUGCUUUAUUUAUUUCUUUAUUUAUUUAUUUGUACCUAUUGUGUGGCACAGUGGAACACAUGUAAUGAAGUGUCUGAGGCGCAUUGCAUCUGAGGAUUUGUGGGUGUUUUAUCAGUCAGCGGUAGGAAUGAUUUAGCCAUGUGAAGAUGUUGAUGUUUUUGUUGGAGGGCUUCUGGGGUUUUUUGUUUGUUUGUUUGUUUGUUUCCUGACAUGAUCACCUUGAUCAGUUGAAAUGUUUGUUGAUCUUCCGUGAUACUGCUGUAGUUUGGCCAAAUCAGAGCCGUAGGUUUCACCACUGACGCUGCUUUUUUAAAAAAAUAAUCCUUUGUGUUGGGCGAGCGGGUGCCGCGGCUUGAGUGAAAUGGCCUUGCAGGCCAAAUUAGGAUUCCCGCAGAGCCAAAUUGCGCCUGCCAGCUGGAGGUUUUGCAUGCCUCCCAUAUAGACUGGUCUCCCUGCUGGCAACACAAAUGUACCAGACACUGGAGAAACCUCCAGUGUGAAGGCUGUACAACAAGUCUGCAGUUGAAGUAACUGCUGUGUGACUAGCCUAUGCCUGCCACAAAAACCAAUGGAGGGUAUCUGAUACCUGCUAUUUCUUCCUCCUACCAUGGCGAUAACUGCCAUGCCCUCUCCACCUGAAGUUCAGUUCAGCCAUAAACUCAUUCAGUAGCUGUCUGUCUCAGCCUCGGCUGCCCGUCUGCAGUUAUGAGCAUAGCAAUACUUCUGGGCCAAAUUACAGGGCUGUUGUAAAGAUUCCUGGUGCGUGUGAAGCGCUCUAAAGCUCUAUAUAAAUGCUAGAUGUUAUUAUCAUUACAAAAUGCUGUGGGGUCUGUAUCCACUCACCUUGAUCUAAAUUAUGAAUUGACCUAAUUUGACUGAUUGAUCAAAUGUGUCUUUUCCUCACACCUGAGACAGUCCUUAAGUGAAAUCAUCAACUGAGCGUUAAAAACAAAGUAAUAUUUUGUAAAUAUGCUUAUCCCUGUGUAUGCCCUGGCAUAUUUUUCUUUCUCUCUAAGAAUAAUAAUAAUAAUAAUAAUAAUAAUAAUAAAUUUAUUAUUUAUAUCUGUCCAUCUUGCUGGGUUUCCCCAGCCACUCUGGGCGGCUUCCAACAAAACACUAAAAUACAAUAACUUAUUAAACAUUAAAAGCUUCCCUAAACAGGGCUGCCUUCAGAUGUCUUCUAAAAGUUUGGUAGUUAUUUUUCUCUUUGACAUCUGGUGGGAGGGCGUUCCACAGGGUGGGUGCCACUACCAAGAAGGCCCUGUGCCUGGUUCCCUGUAACUUGGCUUCUCACAGCAAGUCAACCGCCAGAAGGCCCUCGGCGCUGGAUUAGUUGUAGUUUCCGGGUCAGCUUCAAAGGUAGCCCCACACAGAGCACAUUGCAGUAGUCCAAGCAAGAGAUAACUAGAGCAUGCACCACUCUGGCGAGACAGUCUGCGGGCAGGUAGGGUCUCAGCCUGAGUACCAGAUGGAGCUGAUAAACAGCUGCCCUGUCCCCCAAAAACUGUACUUCUGUCUUGUCAGGAUUCAACCUCAAUCUGUUAGCCGCCAUCCAUCCUAACUACUAGUUGUUAGUUUUGGCUAGGAUGAGUUUACACCGAGAAAGAUUCUAUUAGGAUAGAGGGGCAGUUUGUUUCUCUGCCUAAAGUGCCCCUGCAUUCCUCCAUUGUAGCUGAAGGGCAUGUGAUCAACUUCUCCCUCUCUAUCAUCUAUUGGAAGCACAAAGAGAACUCAUCUUUUCCACCAUCGUAAGGCACCGCUUCCUUCUAAACAACUUAGUCUUUAGGGCUCGACUGCUCCCAGCUGCCCCCCUCUCAUGCCUGCUGCACACAGAGGUCUCUGCUUUGCAGAGCUGCAGAACCGCCCAGCAGGGUCCUUGAAAUUGCUCUUGGCAGCAGAGCCUGGCUCCCUGCCAACAACCCAGUCUCUCUGGGAGUGCGCUCUUAGGUGAAACUGCCAAGGGGGGGGGUGGUGUUUUAUUUCCAUUUGGAUCUGUGAUGAUGUAAAGGGAUUUCUUUGUCAUUGGCAAUUUCUGUCUGCUUUAAGCAAGUCGCUUCCUGGAACCACAUUGUUUGUUAGCUUGGGUAGAUUACACUGGUCAACAACAAAUUUGUUUUCUGUGUUUUUUCAGUUGAUUUAGGACGAAUCUGAUGCGCUGAAUCCAAAAAUCACAUUGGUUUUGCUCAAUCAGGUCAAGUUUUUGAGCUAUGGCCACAUGUCGUUUUUUACGUUUUUGUUCACAUGUACGCUUGUGUGGAGCAUUUUAGAAGAAGUUGGUGGGGGUAAAAUGCCAUGUCGAAUAAUUGUUUUGAUUGGAAAUGAUUAUUUUAAUGACAAGAAGUAUUCAGGUCCGAUAGUUCUGGGUGAUUAUGUUGAAAAGGGAUCAGUUUGAAGUCAUAAAACCUCGAAAUCUUCCAUAAAUUGGUGCGGCAAAGCAUAAAGUUGGGGGAUCAAAACUAAAUUAAUCCUGAUCUUCAAUCAGCACGUCAUCCUGUAGCUCAUUGUGAUGAAAUUCCAGUGCCUAUCUUCGGAGAACUUCCUGACAUUAGUGACGAAGAUGCCUCCAGUGUUGAAGGACAUGAAGAAGAAGAAGUGGUUCUUGAAGAUGAUGCUCCACAUCCAUUUUCCCAAAAGGAGUUGAAUGAUCUAGUUCACGACCUCAGCUUGUCAAAGGACUCUGCCGAACUGUUGGCAUCCAGAUUGAAGGAAAAAACCUCCUCUCUGACAGUGCUCGCAUCAGCUUCUUCCGCAACAGGCAUCAAGAGUACCUCCGUUUUUUCUCAGAAGAGAAGGACUUGGUGUACUGUGCAGAUAUUGUGCAGCUUCUGCUCAAGCUUGGAGUGCCACAGUACGAACCCAAAGAUUGGAGACUGUUCAUUGACAGCAGCAAGCGAUCACUGAAAUGUGUUCUGCUACACAACGGCAACCAGUUUGCCUCUAUAUCCCUGGCUCACUCGAGUACACUGAAGGAGAACUAUGAAGCGGUGAAGUAUGUGCUGGAGAAAAUUGGUUAUGAUCAGCAUAAGUGGUUUAUUUGUGUUGACCUGAAGAUGGUGAACUUUUUGUUGGGACAACAGUCUGGCUUCACCAAGUACCCAUGUUUUCUGUGCAUGUGGGAUAGUAGGGACCGUGCUCAGCAUUACACGAAGAAGGACUGGCCUGUGCGGGAGGAAUUGGUGCCUUGCAAAGAAAGGAACGUCAUCAACGACCCUCUGGUGGACAGAGACAGAAUACUCUUCCCACCGCUGCACAUCAAGCUCGGCUUAAUCAAGCAGUUCACCAAGGCUCUGGACAAGGAUGGUGACUGCUUCACUUACUUGUGCCAGGCUUUUCCAGGAUUGAUCAUGGAGAAGUUGAAAGCUGGCAUCUUUGACGGUCCUCAGAUCCGUCAGCUCAUCAGAGAUCCAGAGUUCGGAAACUCGAUGAACGAAGUGGAACUGGAAGCGUGGAAGGCAUUUGUUCUGGUAGUGAAGAACUUUCUUGGCAACAAUAAGGCCAGAAACUACGCAGAACUUGUCAACAACAUGCUGACUGCUUUCAGAAACCUGGGCUGCAACAUGAGCGUCAAGAUGCACUACCUAUUUUCACAUAUGGACCGGUUUCCUGAGAAGCUGGGUUCAAUGAGUGACGAGCAGGGGGAGAGAUUCCAUCAGGACAUGAAAGAGAUGGAGACCAGGUAUCAGGGUUGCUGGGACGCAGUCAUGAUGGCUGACUACUGUUGGACUCUGAAGAGAGACCUCCCUGCCGCUGAGCAUUCCAGGAGUUCCAAGAAACGGAAGUUCAAGCCCUGAAGUCUGAAAAAUGGUGAAGCAACAUGCAAUUUACGUGUACUUACCUUUAUCAAUGCCCACCAUUCAGUUUACAGUAAACCUGACCUGAUGGAGAGAAACGGAUGCCAUUUCCUGAUUCAGCAGUGCAAAAAUACCCUAAAUCAGUUGUAGAAAUCUAGACAACAUUCAAAAAGUAAAAAAUUGUUGCCCAGUGUUAUUGUUCAAAAAAAGCCAGGAGGUAUUAAGGCUUAUCCUACGCAGAGUGCUGCAUCGUAUUUUAUUGCAACCCCUUACUUCUGCUAAUAGUUUUGUAUAUAUUCCUCGGAAUGGGAAAUCCACCCGUGGCAAAGAUGCAAUAGUGGGUGUGACAAAUAAGGUUACCGGCAAAGGUAAAAGAAGUAUUACUGCACUGUUAAAAGUAAAUGUUCCAGAUCUCUCCUGAAUAUUUAUCCCAUACAUAGGGAGCGGAGAAAGAAGCAGUACAAUGUGAUCAUUUAGCAAAGGGCCAUGGGUCAGUGGUAAGAGGGGUUCGAGAGGUCCGGGGGGUGGCAACAUGAGAACAGGCCUUCUCUGCAGUGGCUCCCCAUUUGUGGAAUGCUCUCCCCAGGAAAGUUUGCCUGGCGCCUUCAUUAUACACCUUUAGGUGCCAGGCAAAAACAUUCCUUUUUAACCAGCCCUUUGGUUGAUCCGAUUUACAUCCUAUGCCCUUUUAAAAUGUGUUUUUUUGGGGGGGCAGUUGUUGUUGUUUUUAUUAGGUAUUUUGUGGUUUUACAUCUUGAUUUUAUUCUGUGAAUCGCCCUGAGACCCCAGGGUAUACGGCGGUAUAUAAAUUCUAAUGAUAGUAAUAGUAAUAGUAGCAGCAGCAUCUGCUUUACAUGUGAAAGGUCCUGGGUUCAUUUUACAGCAUUUGCCAGUCGGACAGGGGGAAAUCCCCUUUCUAAAAGCCUAGGGAGCCACAGCCAGUCAGUGUAUACAGUUGCACGCCAUCCCAAUCUCUGAACGGUGUGAGAUUCCAGGGGUUCCAGGUGCUUACCCAAUGUUCGGUUUCCUUGGAAUGAGGAACAGUGGAGACCGUGGUGUCUUUAUGAUAUACAGUUUAUUUACACAUAUAUACAAUAAGAUGGAGGGGCUCGCAGCAUUAACACCCCAGAAGGUCUUGCUUCUCCAAUAGCCACAGCUUUGGAUCCCAGCAGAAAUCAGGCAUGGCUCUGCCUCUCAUCUGCCCAGCCUGCUUUUUGUCUUUCUUUUUGUCUUUUACUUUUUGUCUCUUGCCUUUUGUCUUUCUAAUAGACAGUUGAGGCACGGAGCCACUUCUGUUGUUGCCAUACUUUGGGACCAAUUCUUUUGGAGCCAUUAUGGCCCUUGCCUGGCUCUCUACUCUCUGCAUGUUUAUCUGGUGUGUGAAAGGGCUGUACUGUAUGCAAGUAUAGCAAGAGUGUGUACCUGCUGUGUCAACAGCAUGGUGUGGCCUCACAUCUCCCCCCCCCUUAAAAAAAAAGAUCUUUCAGUUCAUUGCGGCGGGUGUUCAGUACACUGCCUUGGUAUUUCUUAUAAAUGAAAGGUAGUGUAGACAUGCUUUUAAUAAAUGCAAAUAAAUAGCUACCUGCCCACCUGCCGGCAACGGAGAGCUGGACUUGUGCUUUGAAAGUGAAUAGCAGUUUGAUAUACUGGCUGUUGGUCUCUCGUAAUAUGACAUGGAGCAAUAGUUUUUGAUAGUCUGAUGUUUCAGCUGUGCCUCUACUUAUGCUCAGCCUGUAUAUUUGCAAAUAAAUGCAAAUUUUACAAAACACCAAUAAGCUUCGGUUAACCUCCUUUCCAGUCCUCUGUUUUACCUUUCUUUGUGGUUUCUGGGAAGGAGCAAGAGCUUUCUCCAUCUUCCUCAGACUAGGUGGCUGCAUUUCCUGUAACUGAAAUUUGGUCCGCCCAUUCACAUACAGUACCUUCCAGUUUUUCACAGAUACAGCAGAUGCUUAUUUGUGCAUAUAAGGAUGAUUCUCACACUGAGGACCACUGCCUAAAAGGUGGGCAAGGGGAGCACACAAACACAAACACAAACAUUUUCUGACUCAUUUACUCUGCGAUUGCUGCUGCUGCUGAAACAGGAUGUGUUCAUAAACUGACCACAACUGUUUUCUUUUUUCUUCUUUUUCCUUUUUUGAGCUUCAGACUCAUUCCCUCUAUUUCUGGUCUUCAGUCUGGAAGUUCCAUUGCUCAAAAUGGCACCACCCACAGACAAGAGGGAGGUAUGGGCAGACCUGGGGGAACUCCAAGUUUACCAAGUAGAACAAAUAUUUAGAGGGGAGAUUAAGGGUAGGGGGACCAGACCAAUGUGGACUGUGCAUGCUCAAUGGCUGCAGCACACUGAGUGUGUGGGAGCAGAGAGGAAAAUGGGGGCAAGGAGAAUGGAAUCGAGUGACUGGAAUCCUGGACAGCAGCAUUCCACUCUAUAAAAUUUUGCUACAGGUUUCACUUGUGUUUAACCAAAUUUUCAGCCUUACCUCAGAUCAGACUGUUUUGGGAUGUGUGUGUGUUUAAUAUCUGCAACAUGUUCAGCAAUAUUUACUAACUGUUUGGGUUGUUCAAUAAGGAGAGGAUUCGAAGGGAUGCAGGGCAUCCUUAAGAAUUUUAGCAAACAUGUGGGCAAGCAGUUUAAAAGUGUUCCCAGCAUCUCACAAAAAGACAAACUAUCACCACAAUGAAAAUAGUGUUUUUACCAAGGACAGACAGGUCCCAGAAAAUAGUACCUACUAACUAGGGACAAUUGGAAUGCAUGAAUGCCUGGGAAAUGAAGAUGCCUUUUCAGCUUUCUAACUAUUUUUGGAUGGUCUCAGUUUGAUUGUAUUGACCUGAAUCUUUGAGCAAAGAGUCCCCUUCCGCCUGAGCGUUCUUGGAAGGAAAGGGCCUUGCUGAAAGCGGGAGAAGGGAUCCGUUGUGACUGAUGGAGCUGCAUCUCAGUGAUGGGUUUUGACUGCCAGCCCCACUUAAAGGGACUGCUUGUGUUUGCCUUGCUAGGCUCCUGUGCGGGCCUUUGUUGGUGGAGUAGUUAAGUGAAAGGCAGCUCACACACUCUGAAUGAGCCACUCAUUCUGCCUGUGAAGUCUGAGGACCUUUUCAGAGGUUUGGCAAAGGCAGAGCUUGUAAGCAACAUAUUGACAGCAUCUCGUCUGCAGCUUUCCAUGGUGAGGGUUCCCUGAAAGAUAGCAUAACUUGCACCUUUGGGGUGUCACUGUCUCUUUUACAAUACAGUAGAGCAGUGUCUCAGUGUAGAGUUUGAGAGGACCUUAGUGCAGUGUGACAAACACUGGCACAUUGUUAGAAAGAAUAUUAGUGGAGUGUUACAAAUAAUAGUGUUUUGAGAGAAUUCAGGACUGCAACCAAGAUAUUCUGGGUGGCAUUCGGAACAAACCAGAUGGGUGGUAUUCAAUGCCACUCUCUUGCAGUUGUUCCAUUUUCACAAGCAUUGCAGCUUGCCAGAUGGAGCGAUCCCCCCUCUGUCCCUCUUGUGCUGUUCCAGGGGUUCUCCCAACCCACCCCAUUUUUGAGGGAAUGGGGGGUGCACAGGGAGGGGGUAACCCUGUUGCUCAAGCAGAAGUCCUUGUGCAGGGCUUCCACUGAUUGGACUGUUUAGGUUAAUCCCGCCCAUCAAAAUUAACGAACAUGACUUAGGGUGAUUAAUUUCAGUGGGUCUACUCUAAGGAAAACUUAGUUGAAUACCACCCACUGUUCCUAUAUACGCAAGUGAAUUGGGAUUUUAUUCAGACUGUUUUGGGGAGUUCAGUAAUCUGUAGCAUCAUAGGGGCAUAAUAGAAGUCUUGCCUUGAGGCAGCAGAAAGGAUAAGUCCUCAAAAGCAGAGCUCUGCCCAGACAGUCCAGCAAGACUACAUCUGAUUCAGAAAUAUGUGGCUCAGUCACAACAGUUGUCCUGUUGGGUAUUCAUUUUUGUAGAGAAGGAGGGCACCUCCAUUUUGUGUAUCUUUGAGAAGCCUUUGCUAUGUCUCAGAAUAGCCUCCACCAAAGAGGGUUCCUGUAACUACUACAGAACUAUGCUUCUGCUGAAAAAAGAGGCCGCCAGAGGAUGACACUCUUCCCUCACACGAAUGAGGUUCAACUAUACUACAGUGCAAAUGAGUACAGAGUUGUGAGGCGGGUGUCCCUCAGCUGCAGCUGCAAAUCGCACAGCAACACAAAGCUCUGUGUUGUGUGGCCUUGCAAAAGUGCUGGCUAUUGUCUCUUUCUCUCUUCCAUGGAGGAAAACAGGGUUGCUUCCUCAGCCUGCACCCUGGCCUCCUCUCUCUUCAGCUUCGAUGGAGGAGGCAUACUCUUUCUUUCUUUCUUUCUUUCUCUCUCUCUCUCUCUCUCUCUCCCCCCCCCCCUCGACUUUGUGAUUGUUUGAGGACUUGAACUUCCCUAGCAAAGAGAUUGCCUUCCCUCCACACUGUAUGUUUCGGUAGACAUUUUCUCCCUCUUAAAGGAGCGAUUGACAACUGACUGGCCAGCUGACACCAAAACUCUGGAUUGAAGGGAAGCCAUUGCCCCCAUAGUUAGAGAAAUCAUCCGGAAUUACUCUGGCCUGAAAUAAAUUAUAUUCUAGGGUUAGUACCUGUCUUUUAGGUAAUGUGUUUGUGGGUUUGCCAUUCUGGUGAUGAACUAGAGCAGUUAAGUGUUUGGUAACAUCACUUAGUUCAAGAUGAGGUGACUUAGCUUUUGGUUCUUUGUCCAAGGAAAAAGAGCUUUUCUUGAAAGCAACAUGAAUGGGAUAUUUAUAAAGCAAUGGGCUGAUUUAAACAUUUUGGAAACAGCUUACAAGCAUCAUGCAGAGAGACAAUCAUCUCAUGUUCCAUAGCUAGAGAAAAUGCAACUCCUCACUAAAUGGAUGUCAAAAUAUGAGUGCAUGUAAAGGAACUGUCAGCUUAUUUUCUAUGUGUAGCCUAGGGAUGUGUACAAACAUAUAUGCAUGCAAAUCAGAACUUACCACAAUUCUUUCUUUGACAUCUCAUGCCUGGAUUCCUGCUUCUAAGGUGGCAAAUUUAACAGGCCUACUGGCCAACAACACUGAUUUAUUUGUCUGCCUUGCCCUUCCUGUGCCAUGCUUCAGCUGGGUUGUUCAAUUUAUUUAUUUUUUAAAGCAAUGUGGAUACAUUUAUUGAAUUAAAUGUACUUUCCCCAUGUUUUUUUAAAAAAACAAAAACAAAUCAUAGAAUCAUUUUUACAUGUUUGAAUGCUGCUUUAGGAAUAAGGAGGGAGUGGGCUAGUGAUGUCACCAGUUUUUAACCAAUCGGUAUUGUGCACAGCCAGCUUCUGCCAUAAACACACACAACUAGUUUCCCCUGAGUUCAGUUAAUGAGAAAAGUUUAGAUUCUAAAUGGAAAAAAGCAAACAAACCAGAGAGCAUUUCUGAGGUUAUACAUCAAAAUGUCUGUAUUCCUCCUUGUUAGUACAGGGAUGUUAAUAGUUUUGGACAGAGACAAAUGUGUGUAAAUGCCAGUAGCAAUCUUUAUACUGUAAUGUAGCAUGUGAAUUUGGAAUCAUCUGCUCUGGGAGUUUCCAAGGAGAAAUAAGCAGUUGUUUGCAGAUUUUCUGUGCUCAGCAAUCCUUCCUUUAGCUAUUAACCUUUUGAAUUUUGUUUUGCUUUUCCAGUUGGCAGGCUCAGCUGUCGUCGCGUUUGGGCUAUGGCUGCGGUUUGGAAACGUAUUAAGAGAUUUAGCGACUGACAAGGCCUCUCCAGAAUACAUUUACAUGGGUAAGUUCUGUGUAAAUACUGACUGUGUAAAGAUAAGUUUUCUGCAACCUUCAGCCCAAGAAACUGGGUACCUGAAUAGCAUAUUCUUCUACGACACACUAGUGGCACCGUCUGACAGUUCAUUCGUUCUCUCUCUCUCUCUCUCUCUCUCUCUCUCUCUCUCUCCUCUUAGUGCCCACAUUUACAUCCUGCUCUUGCUGAGCAGCAGUAGGGACAGAAGAGGGAAAGGCUGGGAAUGUUGGCUCUUUAGGGUUAAGAAACACACAUCUGUGCAAUGUCAAACACACAGCAUAGUAGAAACAACGUUUAUGAUCACAGGGGUUUUCUAUGCUAGCAAUCCCUUGCUGGCAGAAAAAAAAAUCUAAAUUAUAUUACUGUAAGUACUGCAACUUAAAGGUAAAGGGGCCCCUGAUCAUUAGGUCCAGUUGUGACUGACUCUAGGGUUGCGGCGCUCAUCUCGCUUUACUGGCCGAGCGAGCCGGUGUACAGCUUCCGGGUCAUGUGGCCAGCAUGACUAAGCUGCUUCUGGUGAACCAGAGCAGCGCACGGAAAUGCCGUUUACCUUCCUGCCGGAGCAGUACCUAUUUAUCUACUUGCACUUUGACGUGCUUUCGAACUGCUAGGUUGGCAGGAGCAGGGACCGAGCAACGGGAGCUCACCCCGUGGCGGGGAUUCGAACCGCCGACCUUCUGAUCGGCAAGUCCUAGUUUCUGUGGUUUAACCCACAGCGCCACCCAUGUCCCCCAAGUACUGCAACUUAGACAUUUUGCAAAUGUUUGCUCCAAGCUCUGUGAUGUUAAUUGUAAAGGGACCCAUGGUAUUUCUUUUUUUUUAAUGUAUUUUUAUUAAAUAUUUUCUUGAUUUCAACUCUUCUCACUGCUGCCCCCCUCCCCACCACCACCUGAGGAAUAGAGGCUGUAGCCUGAAGUGGAACACCAGUGCAUGAGGAGAAGGGCUUCUUAACCCUUUCCCUUCACACAAUUUUUCGAUUGAACCUCCCACUGUGCCCCCUCAGCUGCUUUUACCCCACAAAAUAGAAAAUAUAGGGGCACUCAAUGUGUUUUUUUAUAUGCCUAUAGCUUUCUCUUAGGACAGGGUGCAGAACUUUUCUCUGCAAGGGCCACUCUCCCUUUCAGCAAUUUGUCAGGGGCCACACAUCAGCACUGGGUGGACCUGAAGCCAGUGGUAGGCGGAGCCAAAGCUAAAAGUGGGCAGCCACCCACCUUCGCCACUCACUUCCUGCCAUCUCCUUUUCUCUCCCAUGCCCAUCUGCCUGCCUGCCUAGUGGCCUGCUGAGGAACUGAGAGAGAUCUCUCCAUUGCUGACAGGGUGUUUUUUCACUUCUUCAUUUUCCAUUGCUCCUUACUUUGUCAGAUUUCCCCUCCCAUUUUCCCCACAUGAAAUUAGGCUGUGUAAAAUUAGGUCCUCAGUUUCUUACCGCAUUUUAGGAUUAGCCAAAGGUCAGACUCGGGAGGAAUGAACUGUUAUCUUUCUCCUCACCCCAUUUGUAGCAGAUGCUGACUAUGGGCUUAUCCCCACCUCUGUUCAACUCUCCACUUCCCCCCAGGAAAACCCGUGCUUUAGCACUGAAUCAGAACAAUGGGCAAUUGGGUUUUCUGCAGAUUGCUGUUUGUUCCAGUUUAGUCCCAAAGAGCUGGUUUUCUAGGUAGAAAAGGCAGCACAAAGGCAAAACCUCUCGGACCCAUGCCUAGAAAGUGGGGGACAAGCAGAAAACCACUUGGGCCUCUGUUUUCUAGAAUAAGCAGAAGUGUGGGGCGAUUCCUAAGUUGAGCUCUGUUUGACUGAGCCGAGUCUGAGAUAGGGAGGACCUGUUGGAGUUUUUUAAACUUUUAAACAGUUGAUUAAUUUUUCUAUUAAAAAAAACCCACAAAUAACUUUAAGGAAAAGAAUGUCCCUGCUGUGUUGAAGCCAAUAAAAGAUGGGCAGCUUUUUGAACAGAGCAGGAGGGGAAAGACAAGCUAGUAAACUGCCAUUCAGUUUGCUAAUUAGCAUAUCCACCCAAUGGGUUGCCAAGGCAAGGGGAAUCCAUGCAGAGACCCCGUGUCUUACAUUGUGGAUUUGAAUGUGAAGUGAUCCACAUGAGUAACAUCCAGAAAGCACAGUCACAAUACGUGGGCUGUGCCAAAAAGGCAUUUGAAUCCAGUUAUUUUAGGGUUUUUUCCAUUUGAUGUGGAUCUUGUGACAAAAUUUUAUUGUUCACGCUUGUUUCAUCCUUAUCCAGUCCCACAUGUGUAGGAAGGAAGGAAAGCACAAGCUUGCUUGCCUGGCUGGCUGUGUUAACUGUCAGGGCAAGAGAAAUACUGGCAAAGCUGAACUUGUGACAAGGCUGAAGUAUCACAGAGCCUCUGUUAUUCCUCCCGAGGGCUGACAUCUCUCCAGAGAGCUUUAAGUGUAUCUCACAGAGUGAGGAGCUGGCCCAGAGCCCGGUGUUUCAAGCACAAAGAACCAUCAGACCUGAAGAAGCACACAAGCCAGAAUGUAGAGUGAUUGGCACCCAUUUUGUAUCCCCUUGGGGCUACAAUUGUUCAGCAAGGUUUUAGUCAAAGGGGGAAAUAAGAACUGGAUUCAUUAGAAAAUCUUUCUUCAUGGAACUGUUAAUUCAUCCAAGAAUCAAAAUGCCUUCCAAGCUGGACUGUUAAUGCAGUCAACAGGAGAGGCCCUGCUUGUGGUUCCACUGGUGGUGGCGGUGAGGUUUGUUGCACAUGACAGGGCAUUCUUGGUGUUGGCACCUUACCUGUGAAAUCAGGUUGUCCCCACUCUAGUUCAACAACACAAUUUGAAAACUUGAAUGACUGGUGUUGUGACAGUAUUAUCUGCUGCUAUUGUUAUUGAUGAGUAUUUAUUUGGUGUUUUGAUGCAUUGUUUUAUGUUGUUAGCCACCCUGUGCUCUUGUUUUGGGAGUAAGUAUGGGAAAUAAAAAUGACAAUCUGAGAAAUGCACAAAUUAAUGUAGGGCUCCUUUUCACCAGGUAGGGGGGAGGCGGGGCACAUUGAUGCACGGGGCACAUUGAUAUACCAACAAUAUUUCAAUAUCGAGAAAUGUUAUUUGUGUCGUGACAUCACUAAAACGUGUCUAUACAUGUGUGAGUACAACAGUUGCGACUGUGCCACCCGUUAGCCGUUGGCGUUUGACGAGGGUAGGUGUGUUUUUAGCACGGCUAGCUAAAAAAAUUACGUGAAAUGUGAAAGUGUUCCAACACUGUUUUACGUCAUUUACGUAGUUAAGAUUUUAAAAUGCCAAAGGUAAGUUAUUCCACUCAGUAAUCAGGAUCACACGUGAUUUUUAAAUAAGUUCUUUGGUUUUAUUAAUAGUUGUUAGUAUUUUUGAAAAUGUCUGUUGGGGCACUUUGAUACACUAAGACACGGGGCACAUUGAUACAUAUAAAAGUGCCCCGCUAGUGUACAAUAGUGCCCCAAUAUACAAGUUUGCAUGAAAUCUCUAAACUCAUUAAAUUUGAAACGGAAAAAAAACUGUUGUUUGCUACGUGGCCAAAGUCAUUUCUAAAUAUAAUAUGACUGAAUAUCAAGUGUCAGGAAAAAACCAGGAUCUUGUAUGUUUGUCUUCCCCGUUGUAGAAGAUAAGGCAAGUGUUGAUUUCAAGGAUGUUGUUUUGCUGUUGCCAAAACCAAAUUUCCCAAAGAGCACAACUCGAACAUCAUCUCUUUAUACUUUUUCUAUUGACUUAAGUGGAUAUAAUGUGCAAUAGAAGCUAAAUGUUAAGUAAUUAUCUUAUUUUUAUAAGCAUUUUGUUUAAAUCACUGUUUUUUUACUAACUAAUGCGAGUUCUUAUACUUUUUAAGUUUUUGCAAAGUUUUUUUUUAAUGGAUAGGUGUUUGAGGAAAGAUUAAUAUAAGUUUUGAUGUUUUGUUAAGAAAACCUGCCAUAAAGUCUAUGAUAUGUGUGAAACACUGUUAGUUUUGAUACGUAAUUUAGAUUGUAAGUAACAAAUUGUAAGGCUGAUUAUUAUCUCUCACAAUAAAAAUUGGAUUUUCAUUAAUUUUUUGCAAAUAAUUACCAUUCUCAUACAAUUUACGCUUUGUAUCAAAGUGCCCCUUCCAAUGUAUCAAAGUGCCCCGUAGGUGGGGCAGAAUGAUACAAAACCCUUUUCUUUUCUUUUCUUUUUUUUUACUGAAGUCAUUACAUUCUCACUAUCUUCAAACUUUAUUGGUUCUUUUGAUUGCUAUUAUAAUAUUGAUUAGUUAUGCCAUGCAUCAAGCCAAUUUUUUUAUUUUUUUUUUAUUAGACUCAUUUUUUGUUACAUGAAAUAUGAGAUUAAAUUUUUCUGUAUCAAUCUGCCCCACUUCCCCCUAUAUAAAACGAGUUUAAGGCUUCGAUCACAUACCCACCUACCUAGGAGUAGGCCCCACUGAACUCCUUGUUACUUGCUUUUGAGCAGACAUCUUUAGGGUUAUGCUGUUAGCCUGCAUUUCUGUUGAUAUUUUGGUCCCACACCCUUAUGUGUCUGUUAGUACAUGGGUAGGCAAACUGGGUAAUCUGGCCCAAUCGCCUUCUAAAUCCGGCCCGCGGACGGUCCGGGAAUCAGCGUGUUUUUACUUGAGUAGAAUGUGUCCUUUUAUUCAUAAUGCAUCUCUGUGUUAUUUGUGGGGCAUAGGAAUACGUUCAUCCCCCCCCAAAAAAAAAUAUAGUCCGGCCCCCCACAAGGUCUGAGGGACAGUAGACCAGCCUCCUGCUGAAAAAGUUUGCUGACCCCUGUGUUAGUACAUCCCAAAUCUGACCUCGAUGUGUAAGCGGGGGGGCGGGGAGCUGUGUUUCAAGUAACAUUUGCUAUGGGAAUUUGAGGCAGACCAUGUUCAUUUGAACUAACCUUCAGAUAAUCCUAGAGGUUCUUAUAUUUGUCCUAUGUCCCAUGGAUCUGUUAAUGUAAACAAGUGGAUCAUUUCCUAGCUUUGCAGCUUGACAAUACAGAGAAGCAUAUUGCAGUUUGAAUAAAAUUCCCUCCAGUUUCACAGGAGCUUGGCAGUAGCAUUCAGUGUGGUACAGUGAAUUAGUAUUUAUGGUAUGGUCAGAUCUGGUUCAGCUCCUGCUGAAAUUUUUGCUCAAAAAUUAUGGUGUAUUAGAGGACAAGCAAAACAAGAUUCAUUUUCAAUUAUAUGUCUAUAUAUAUAUAUAUAUAUAUGUGUGAUUAUAACAAUUUUCAAAUGCCUCCUGUGAAAAAUGCUAUUUGGAAUUCUUAAAAACUUUUUAACUUUAACUGACAAUGACAUAAGACCUUGAGAACAAUAUCCUGAUAUUUAUAAAUAAAACAUUUUUUUUAAUGUUACUAGCCCCCAACACCAAUAAUAUCAUUAAUAUCUUUCCAGGGAUUGUGAACAACACAACACAAAUUCAUAUUUUGUAUAUGUGUAUGUUUCAUCUUCAUUUCCAUUCAGUAUCUUUUCUUUGAUACUUCAUUGUUGUAUGUUAUCGAAAUAUAUGCUGUUGCUUAAAUAAAUGGAUAUCAAAAGAAAAAUAAGUAGGAAAAGAUACCCAGGAUUGGGGAAGUAACAAACUUACUAUUUUAAGUUUUAUCCAAUUGGAGGCCUUUAGGUCACAAUGUUAUCAAGUCGAAUGCCCAUGUUUCUCAGUUACUAUUCCUUAUUAAACUACUUUUUUUUCAUGUCCCUCAGUCAGAGACUCUGGAGGUAGCUGAGGGCAUAUUAAAACAAUAAAGUGAUAAAAAUUUAAAACCGGAUAAAAGCCCCCCUAAAUAAUAAAAGAGAUUUUUAUUGCAGCAGUGGCAGUGAAAAUCAGCAAUAAAAUCAUAUUCCAUUAAACUUUAGAGAGGUUUUCAGCUGUCUCCCAAAAGCAGUAAGGGCGGGCGCCUGACAAAUUGAAAGGGGUAGGGCAUUCCCCAAGGGAGUGUUGCCAGUUCAAUUUUGAUAAGAUUUCUCAGUAGGAAGAGGGAAAGAAAAAAAAUUAUACAAUCUAAAGAGAAACCAGAGUACAGAAAGAGAUAUAAUCUUUUCAGAAUUUCUGUUACUUUUGGUAGAAUACCCAUUCAUGAAGGGUAUAGAAGAGUCAGAGAAGUUAGAAAAAAGAAAUACAUUUUCCCCUCCAGCAGGGGGGCCAACUUGAAUAAAAUAUGGGGGGGCAGGUAAGCCCCCACUGGUAUGCACACCAUUUGAAUGGCAAUGCCCAUUAACAUGGGGGGGAGGCCCCCUCAAGUAUUGGAGGAACAAAAGGGACCUCCGCCCUUUCGAGUUGGCUCCUCUGCCCCUCCUCUCGACCCAUUUUUUGUUAGUCAUGUUAUAUUAUUUAUAUGUGUGCAAUUUUGCAACAAGAAAAUAAAGAUAUAUUAAAAAACAAAGAAUGACGUUUUGAUUUAUAGAGUGCCCAACUGCCUUUGUAAAGGACUCAGUAGGUAAACAAGCAGUCAUGCCUCUCAGAUAGGAAAUGGUACUUUUCAAAUGGGUCUGAUAUAUUUAGUCAGGCACAGAGACAGUAAUAGUGUGUCUUAUGUGGUAGAGUAUCUGCUUCCUGGUCAGAUGCCCACACAGUAGAAGUUGCUCCCAGGAACAAUCACCACACAGAAGCAGGGAAAGGUUGCAGAAGAGAAGACUUAGCAAAACAGUUCUUGAAGUAGAUAUAUACAGCUUGUAAGCUUUUGCAGCUACAGAUUUAUACAGAAGUACAAAGUAUCUCCAUCACUCUAAAUACAGUGGUACCUUGGUUUGCAUAUGUUUUGGAUUACAAGCAUGUCAAACCCAGAAGUAUGUGUCGCGGUUUGCAACCUUUUCUAGGAUUACAACCCAUUUUUUUUGGAUUACGAACAAAUUUUUUUAGAGGCCCCAUUCGCGAAACUGCGCCUUGGGUUACAGCCUGUUUUGGUUUACAAACAGACCUCCGGAAUGGAUUAUGGUGUAAACCAAGGUACCACUGUAAGUUCAGCUAUUCAAUAUGUAAUGCUGGACAAGUAACAAUGACUAUCGGUCAGAUUAACCAGACUGACAGCACGGAGCUAACAUGCAUUAACCACAGAUAUAGUGAGGGCACUAGGCCGUCACCAUAGCAACUGGGUUUGCUGAACUUGCGCCUCCAAUGAGCUCAUCCAUGGGAUGAUUUAUGCACAUGGAGGAAAUUGACCCCUUCUCAUUUCCAGGGGUCUCAUUCCAGCACUUUCCAGGUUUGACUCCCAUACUCUCUAGGCAGGACUGGGAAACAUUCUUUGAAAUGCUGGAGACUUCCUUCCAGUCAGUGUAGACUCAUUGCUUUGACUCAGUAUGAGACAGCUUCCUAUGAACCUAUGUUGUUAGAUCCCUAUUUAAUUGUGCUGUGGAAAAUAAUAAAAAUUGGUUUGUAGGAUGCUGUUCAAUAGCACACCAACUGGUGGACAUUUGGCAAAAAAGCAUCAUUGCACAUGUGAGCAACCUUGGGAACUUUUCUCUGUCAAAAACAAUUAUGUAAAAUUACCCUUACAAUUCCACAGGACAACUACAGCAUUCGAUGAUGAUGUUCCUAGAUGCCCAGAUAAGUGUGGCUGGCGCAAGGCCUUAAAGUAGAUUAGAUUAGUUUACAAUUUCGAUUAAAACUUUUGUGCUGGUUAUUGAUCCUGAUCACUGUUUCUAGAGUUGUCAUGUUAACAGUGGGACACCAAGGACAGCUCCGUAACCCAUGGGUGGAUGAAACCCAUGGGAAGGCCAUCUACACUGGUGUUACCUCUGUGUGGCAUUUGCCUCCUAGGAUGGGUCAUAAGGAAAGGGUUAAAAUGGGUGUGAUGUGAUUGGCCAGUGAGAAUGCAAGGGGGGAGUAAAAGUUAGAGUGGGAGGUUUUGAAAGUUGGUUGAGGUUUGGGGAGUUGAAGAAAGAAGAGGGAGGUUUAGGUGUGGCUGGGUAGAGUUGUAUUGUGAGAGAGUGAGAGGAAUUGUUAAGUGGAGUCAGAUAGAUAGUUGGAACAAUCAGUUUGGAGUUGUUAGGAACUAAGAAUAAGAAACUGACAAGAGAAAAAUUAACUGAAACCAUAAGCUUGUUCCUGCAUUUUAAAAUAAACUUGAUUAUUUGUUUAUGUUAACAACUGACUGGACUCCGUGUGUCCCCGUGAGAAGCGGGGUGGUAGCAGCGGAAAAAGCAAUCGCAGUGGUGGCACAGGGUCAAUAGACCAUCAAACGUCCGGGGGCCCUGUGUGUGAUCACCACACUCUGUAACUUUGAACUGUUGUUGACAAUGCUGUACUGUCAAGGAUGUUCCAGUAGUCUUGGGCACAUUAUGUAGGAAAGACAAAGGCUGUAAAAGUGGUUCACUGGAUAAAAGUGCAAGCGGAGUGAAGAAUCAGAUGGGGGUAGCACACUUUCCUGGUAAUAGUUUCUUCUCGUGUUCUAACCCUUUGCAUUGCGGCAAUCGGAGCCAUUCCCCUGGUUUAGGAUUCAGCAGUACCUUUCACGAAGGCAUGCUCCUCUGGAAGAGCUCUGUGUGGUGUUCUCAGGUCCAUUAAAGCUGGCAGCUGCAGUUUUCCAGCAUGAGAGGGUUUUGUGGUUUUGUAUUUGUUCUCUUCGCGGGGGCAGCUGCUCAGGAGCCUGGCGGAAGAGAGGGAUUCAGAUAAUCAAUGUGACAGGGAGAUGUAAAUCUGUUCAGUUACAUUAAAUAUCCCUCUUCCUCGCUUGUUUACGUUGGCAACCGUACAGAUCUUCUUUGGCUUUGGACAGCUAGGCGCCUCCAAUGAGAUCGGUCCAACGGCAGUGCUCCAUUGCCUUCUUUGGGCAUCCAUCAUCUGUGGGUGGGUGCUGGGCAACAGAAGAGACACUUGCUUCCAAAGUGCAAGUACCUUCUCUUUCCAUUAAGAAUACAGCAGAAUGCUUUUGUGGGAGAUUCUCUUUGCAGUGGUGCUGGCUUCCCUGAAACAAACCCGAGAAACUAAGCUCUAAUCUGGGACUCAACCUCAUGUGAGGUGUAGAUUCUGGUUGUGGCCACCUUUUUGGAUAAAAAGGAGCUGAAGUUGGAAGCACCUUUGCACAACUUUGCUCUCCGCAACGUGACUUUCAGUUCUUCCCCUUUGAUCCAGGGAUGGGGAACCUGCAGCCAUCGCGGAUUCCACCUCCCAUCAGCCCCAGCCAGGAUGGCCAAUAGUCAGGGAUGAUGGGAGUUGUAGUCCAGCAGUGUCUGGCGGGACCAUAAGUUUUCCACCCCUGCUUUAAUCCAAAAGGGCAGACAUUCUCCAGCAAGAAAAUGAGUCCUGUGUUUCCAUGUUGAACCAUGACGUUGCCUGGAAUCAAUAUGCUUAAAACCUAAGCAGAAGUUUGUAAAUUACAGUACGUGGUUGGUCAAGUCUCCUCCAGUUUUACCUAGAGAACCAGGGCUUGUAGCAGAGUCUGGAGCAACAUUAAUUUCAACUGUACAACUAUUUUCUCAUUGCACACAGGAAUUGAUGUGUACUGAAUUUGCUAACAGGGCCUAUUUUAUCAGGAACAAUACAGCCUGAUUUGCUCAGAAACUGGCUCUCACACGCUGACUGAAUACUGAAUGUUGAGAUGUGCUAUAAAUGUGCAUUGCAAAACUUUUGCGGGAAACACACAUUUUACAGCCAGUAUGGAAAAGAGACUGAAAGGUUGGGUUAUCCCAGGGAAGGGGGAUGCUGCAAGAAUCAGGCACGUGGGGUUUAAAAUGUGAAGUUAGUUGCUGCUGCCGCUCAGAUUGGCCUAUCCAGUAUUCACAUGGCCAUUUGGAACUCCUGGCUGGAUAUCUCUCCUUCCUGUCUACAGCUUGUUUAUGGAGGGAUUUUCCUGGAUCUGCAGUAUUUUUGACUUUAUAAUCAUUGGUAAUUACAGUCCUGUACUUUCCACUGAGCUGGCUUGCGCCUGUCGUGCAGAAUCCCGACUCUACCCACAAGCAGGCCUCCCCUGCCCUCUUGGAAGGAUCCCUCCCCUGGCCUCCCUCUCAAAGCCAGGUCACUGCUCAUCUUUUCCAUCCACCGACUCCGUCCCCUCAGCAACAGACAGGCAGCUGUGCUAACAGCUCCAGUGUGUGCCAUGGCGCAAGGUGCAGGCCCCAGCCAGGUGGGCUGAAAUUCCACAUUGCUUUUGUGCUAAAUAUACAGCGCAGGAGUCAGGCUGGCAGGAAAUGCAUCUAAGCAGCACCAUAGAAACCAAACUAUUUGAUCCCUGCAGAAUCUAUCCACCUGCCAUCUGGGUAUGAGACAAGAUGUCAGCAAAUAUAAACAAACAGCCAGUGGUAAGGAGGGCAAGUAGCCAAAGACUGAACUGGUUAUAUAUAGCCGUGGCUCUGGUGUUCGCAUGCCUGUCUGCAGAAGUGCCAGCGCCUUUGCCAUCUUUCAUAACUUUCAUGGCUGAUCUAAACAGGGGCAUACAUAGAGUUGCUACCCAUUCACAAUUCUUGCAGGCUGUUCAUGUUUCAGUAGCAACAGAGACUCAUGAUACUUUUGAAGACUUACAGAGUUAUGCAGCAAUCCUAUAUACGCUUAUCUGCAAAUAAGUCCCACUGAGCCUGCAGGAUAGCUCCGUCAGUAGAGAGCAAGACUCUAAAUCUCAUUGUCAUGAGUUCGAAACCCACGUUGGGCAAAAAGAUUCCUGCAUUGCAGUGGGUUGAACUAGUUGAGCCUCAUGGUCCCUUCCAACUGAACAGUUCUAUGAUUCUGUUCUUCUAAAUAGGAUUGACUUCUGCAUGGAUGUGCAUAGGAUUGCACUGUGAUCAUGGUAUAAGGUUUGUUUGUUUGUUUGUUUGUUUGUUUGUUUGUUUGUUUGUUUGUGGCCCACUGGUCAGCUGUAUCAUUUGGCAGGCCUGCACACACACAUGCAGGUACAGACUGGUAGGGAGCCUAGAGAAAUAAAACAAUAAAGUCAAAAUGCCAGAAAAUCAAGAAGCAGCAGUAGAUCUUUCACGUUUCUGUGCACAGCCAAAAUGUGUACAAACAUAACAAUAGCCACCCAUUCGCUGCCAUAGGAACUUUAUUUAACAUAUUCGGAGAGAAACUUCCAAUUCUGAUGAAGUCCAGAUUUAAUAAUAUCAAACCUGCUGAUAAACCCCCAUAAUUAAACAAUGCCUCCUGAUGUCAUAGCUAUGCUGGUGUUAUGGUACAAUGAAUGGCUGGACUGUCCAUAAAUUGCAAGGUUAAAAGGUGACAACUCUAGGUUUACAGUGGAAGCUAUUUGAGAAGAACAAGGGGGUUCUUAUUCUGCUCAUAUAAGUGCUUGAAUAGGUUAUCUGGGUUAUCUUGUUGCAACUCCAUGCUUAGAAAUGCUCUGCCCACUAGCAUUCAGCAGAAGCCUGUUCUGAAUGCCCCUGGUCAUCCUCUGUCCCUUAUCCUAUUAUAAAUAGAUGUGCCGUGUUGUUGUUGUUGUUUAGUUGUUUAGUCGUGUCUGACUCUUCGUGACCCCAUGGACCAGAGCACGCCAGGCACUCCUGUCUUCCACUGCCUCCCGCAGUUUGGUCAAACUCAUGCUGGUAGCUUCGAGAACACCAUCCAACCAUCUAGUCCUCUGUUGUCCCCUUCUCCUUGUGCCCUCCAUCUUUCCCAACAUCAGGGUCUUUUCCAGGGAGUCUUCUCUUCUCAUGAGGUGGCCAAAGUAUUGGAGCCUCAGCUUCAGGAUCUGUUCUUCCCGUGAGCACUCAGGGCUGAUUUCCUUAAGAAUGGAUACGUUUGAUCUUCUUGCACUCCAUGGGACUCUCAAGAGUCUCCUCCAGCACCAUAAUUCAAAAGCAUCAAUUCUUUGGCGAUCAGCCUUCUUUAUGGUCCAGCUCUCACUUCCAUACAUCACUACUGGGAAAACCAUUGCUUUAACUAUACAGACCUUUGUUGGCAAGGUGAUGUCUCUGCUUUUUAAGAUGCUGUCUAGGUUUGUCAUUGCUUUUCUCCCAAGAAGCAGGGGUCUUUUAAUUUUGUGGCUGCUGUCACCAUCCGUAGGGUGUGCUUAAUUGCCGAAAUGAGAGAGGUGCCUGGAAGUCAUGCCCAUUUCUGUAGAUUUUCUGUAGGUUAGAGAGAAGUAGCUGUGAUUUAUUUAGUGGUGAAGAAGGAAAGGGAAGAUACUCUGCGCAUACCCAGAAGCACCUCCUGUCUUAUUAUUGUUGCAUGUGUUUCAGGGUCAAGCACUGGUAUGUGAGUUCAGGUGUCUGCUGGUUACCUCAUUGGUGCGUAUAACUGAUUUCCAAUCUGUUCGGGAAAUAGAGUAGCCCUGACGGUUACCUUUAACACACAAGAAGCAGGGCAUGAAAAAGUGCUUAAAGGCAAAGGACAACUUGUGCAAGAAAUAGCUUCUAUAGACGGGAAAUCAGCAGAGAAGGGGCAUUAGGUAAUACAAAGUUGGGUAAUGGGAUAAACAGUGUCAAAUCAGCUCCUAGCAUUAAUCAAACAAGGGCUGGAUUUGAAGAUGCUUUUGUUUCAAUGUGAUUUGCGGCAUCUCCUUAUCCAAGUGGCAGCCUGCACUUCCCCCCUGCUAAAUUAGGAUUUUCCCAGUCUCUGAAUAAUCUGAAGAGGGGAAAAAACCCAAUAUUAAAUUGCAUAUUGGACACAUUUGUGUGGCCAGAUUUUUUCACAUAUGUUGUAACAUUUCACUGGUUGCCAUUUAUCAUCAUGCCCCCUACUUCCAUUUUGCAUGUUUAUGGUAUUUAUUUAUUGACUGAUUGAUUUUAAAGACUCUUUUAUGCAGAACUGCUCUUUUAUAAAACAGCUGCAUUAAAAAUUAAAAUAAAAUUUGCCCUUGCAGGUGCAUGAGGUGGGGAAGGAAAAUGGGAGGAAAGGAAGCAGCAGCCUUUCAUGUGAGUGACUCCAAAUCCUUGCCUGGCUUAGAGCAACACACACAUACUUUCAUUAUUAUGUUUGACCGCUCAUUUGUGCAAAUAUUGAAAAACUUGUAAUAAAAAAUAUAAAAGGUACAUACACACAGUAAAUUGACCUCAGGUUUCCUGGCUUGGAGUGGCACACACAUGUUUAAAAAUUACUUUUGACCGCUCUUUUGUGCAAAACUGGUCGAUUGAAAUCUUGUAUUUCAAAAAUAAAAGAAUUUUCUGUGCCUACAAUGGAACUCAAGUUUCCAGGACUUGUGGUAGGCAAAAAAGCACUAAUUGAAGGGAGGGGGUAGCAAAUACAUCCCAUCAAGCACUGCUCACUUAUGUAGCCAGGAAACAUUGAGAUAGAUUUUUGGAGGUCCUGUUUAGAGGAAGGCACACAUAUAGAAAUCAUGAUCUACAUACACAUUAAUGCACUAGUUAAUGUGCAGAUUUCCAUUGGAUGCCAGAUUCCACCUCUAAUUCUCUUUCUACUUCUUCUCGCUUAACAUUUCUCUCUCUCUCUCCAGUAUAUCAUACAAGGCAUCUGGCAAAAUCCUCUCUCUCAUGUGCUGUGGGCAGUACAUGAGACCUCCGGUAUACUACUACUACUACUACUACUACUACUAAUAAUAAUAAUAAAUAUCUGCUCAGAAGUAAGCCCCAAUGAGUUUAGUAGGACAUACCCCCAAGUGGUGUGUUUUGUUAUAACUGAGGCAAAGAAAUCCAUCAGUGUAUCAGAGGGAUGGGGCAAAUAGCCCUGGCUGGCAGUUCAAGGGAUGGGUUUGGUGUUCUCCUUCUUUUGGCAAUGGUAGGAGUCAGUAAAAUGAAAGUUCUGGGCCCAUGAUCUAGUGUUUCCAGUCUACCUAAACAUUCAGUGUCACUGGCAUCUAGAGUACUUUCAUGAAAACUGGAUUGCUGGAGGCGUGGAGAGAGAAGGAACAUUUCUGGUCAAGGAGGAGGGAGAAGGCACUAUACAUAAAUCUGAGACCCACUCUACUAAAUUCAAUACUUUCUGCUAUAACUGAAAUAUAGGAAGCAUAAGUGGUUCAUCCUCACAAUUUUUCUAGCCUCACUUCCUUCCCUCUUUGUGUAGGCCAGGCUUCUUCAACCUCGGUCCUCCAGAUGUUUUUGGCCUACAACUCCCAUGAUCCCUAGCUAGCAGGACCAGUGGUCAGGGAUGAUGGGAAUUGUAGCCUCAAAACAUCUAGAGGGCCGAGGUUGAGGAAGCCUGGUGUAGGCUACUCAUUUAAUGUGGCAGGAACACUCCUGCUGAGCCUUUUUUUCCUUAUCAUUUGUGGGUGCUGAAUUUGCUGUGGCCAGAACAUCUGUGAGUGGCGAGCCUGUUGUUUGUUUCAGAGAAGCCCUAAUGAGACAGCUUCUGCUUUUCAAGGUAUGAAGUCAUGUCUGCCCUGGAAGGAUACAAGCAGGUUUCCUCCAUAGGGUUAGCACAGCACAGUUGCAGCAAGAGCAGGUCGCAUCUUGCUCCCUGGUGUCCAGUCCUGCUGCAGCUUUGCCUCGCUGUCAAUUUAAGCACUGCUUGUUGAAAGCACCUGCUCAAAUCCUGUCCUUGCAAACAGUAAGGGCUGAAUAAAAACUGAUGCCCAAGCCAGAAAGAAAGCCAGAACUGAUUAUUAUAUAAUGUGCACAAUUCACCACAAUUAGAAAAUGUGGGUCGGGAGAGGGGGGAACGUACUGCAUGAUGCGCCACAUCAGUUCUAGGAUAGAAAUAGGCUGGGAGUAAGAAAUCACUGCCAUGCUAAAUACUGUUUUAAUAAAAAGGAGGUUGGUGAAGGUAGAAUAUUGCCAACAUGGUUAACAGCCAUCGAUAACCCUUCCUUCCAUGAAUUUGUCUUAUCUCAUUUGAAAGCCAUCCAAGUUGGUGUCCAUCACUUCUUCCUGUGGCAGUGAGUUCAAUUGUCUAACUAUUCACUGUGUGAAGAAAUAUUUCCUCUUAUCUGUCCUGAAUCUUCCAACAUUCAGCCUCACUGGGUGUCCACAUGCCUGAUGUUAUGAGAGAGGGAGAAAAACUUCUCUUUAUUGACUUUCUUUGCAUCCUGCAUAAUUUUAUAAACUUCUAUCAUGUCACUUCUUACUUGUCUUUGCUCUAAGCUAAAAAGUUCCAAAUACUUUUUUAAAAAUGACAGAUCAGAAAAAUGUAAUCCUGGAACAUGUAGCUUGAGAGAAAAAUCCUUCCCUAUCCUAUAAGACCAUUCUGUUUUGGAAAGCUAUCAUAUGAACACAUACACUAAGAUUCUUAAUGAUCACGAGUUGUGAGACUGCUCCUCAGCCUCAGUUUCCCCCCUGUCUGUAAGAUGUGAAUACAGUGGUGCCUCGCAAGACGAAAUUAAUCCGUUCCGCGAGUCUCUUCCUCUUGCGGUUUUUUCAUCUUGCGAAGCACGGCUAUUAGCGGCUUAGCGGCUAUUAACGGCUUAGCGGCUUUAAGAAAAAGGAAACAAACUCGCAAGAACUCGCAAGACGUUUCGUCUUGCGAAGCAAGCCCAUAGGGAAAUUCGUCUUGCGGAACGACUCAAAAAACGGAAAACUCUUUCGUCUAGCGAGUUUUUCGUCUUGCGAGGCAUUCGUCUUGCGGGGCACCACUGUAACUCUCAAUUCUAAGGUUGUUUUGGGGACUGAAAACCCCACAAAGUGUCAAAAUGAUUCUGUAUAGCACAUUUAAUGAACCACAAUCAAUAUUCAGGCGAAUUUUUGAGCAAAGGGUCAUUGCUGCAGAACGUAUGAGAUUUAUGCCUAGUUUCCUGUGUCAGUAACUUUGCACCUGUGUAAUGUGAUCUGCAGUGCAGGAGGUGAUAAUGGACUAAAUUCAAAUCUGCCUCUGUGCCUCAGCUUCAGCUUCCAUUACUUGUUUUGCACCUGCUUUCAGGAAUUCCCCCGUGGAAUUUACAGGCAAGCAGCACUAAAGGGACGAGCCACUCUGUUGUUUUAGCAUUAAGAGCCAGCUGCCUUAGAUUUCUGUAGGGAAUUGCACAGCUCCAGUAGACAAGUAUUUCACAUAAACAGAAGUAGCAGCUGAGAAUAUGGGAAUAGCCUGAAAUGGGUAGUGGGGGGCUUUGGUCAGGACAUGGGUUCAGUUUCAUAAUUACCUGGGUCUUGAUGAGGUUGUCCACACUAUAGCCAGUACAAAGCUCCGAUUUGUCUUACGCAGUGAUUAUGAAGUCCCCCAUAGUCCUUGAAGUUUUAUUCUCUUUUUAGUGUUCUGUUGGGAGCUGCCCAGAGUGGCUGGGGAAACCCAACCAGAAGGGCGGGGUAUAAAUAAUAAAAUUAUUAUUAUUAUUAUUAUUAUUAUUAUUACUACUACUACUCACCAAAGCCUAAGCUAAUGCUGUUUUUAGAUGUACGAUGGCUAUUCCAUACAAAAAGGGGUUUCCAGUUCCAACUGUUCCCUGUGUCUUUGUUGAUGAUUUCUUCUAUUACAGGGUUAGUAAUUGGCGUUCUUAUUAUGCCGCAGUUUUUAUAUCGGUAUCAAAUUAAUUUUAAUUUGAGCAAAACAGAACACUAAUUAUUACCACCGCUAAAGAACAAAAACAUGUACGUAAAAGCCAAAAGGCACGUGUGCUUGUGUGCUGGAGGGUUGGGGAGUUGUUGUUGUUUUAGAUAUUAAAAACACUUUGGCAAGAGUUUGUCACUUUCCUAGGCACAUAAAACCCAUGAAGAAAUGUGUGCAUGUUAUGCCAAAAUGAUACAAAGUAAUGAGUGGUUGUAAAACACAUAAAUACGCACAAACCGGGUGGAAAAUAGGUUUGCCCCAUCUGCAAUGACUUGGGAAGAACAAUACAAUUGUGGUGGGAGAGGGAGAAUCUUUGGUGGUAUAACCAGUGUUUUUUUCUGGGGGGACGCAUACCCCUAAAUAUUUUGUGAAUCUAAGUUUGGCCUCAUUGAGGGGCAGUAUUUCAAUAUGAGUAGGAAACUUAGAGUACCCCUAAACAUUUUUUUUAGAAAAAAGCACUGGGUAUAACCACUAUAAUCCGGAGUGAUAUGAUUCUCAUGAAGGGUUGGGGGAGGGAGAACAGAAGGGAAAAGAAGUAGAGUGGUACCUCGAGUUACAAACGCCUCAGGUUACAAACUCUGCUAACCUGGAAGAGUUACCUCGGGUUGAGAACUUAGCUCCAAGAUGAGAACGGAAAUUGUGUGCCUGUGGCACAGCGGCAGCAAGAGGCCCCAUUAGCAAAAGCACGCCUCUAGUUAAGAACAGUUUCAGGUUAAGAACAGACCUCCAGAAUGAAUUAAGUUUGUAACUAGAGGUACCACUGUAGUUGGUAAGUUACCUAGCUCCAGGGCUGGCAUGCUUGUCCCCAAUCCUGGGGUCUUUCAGAAGAACAGGAGGAAUUUGAGUCCAUACCUCUUCUGAUAUGCCCCUCCCAGCACCCUCUUUUAACCCUUUCCUGUUUCAGAGCCCUAACUAGGGAUAGGCAAUGGUGGUAGUCCUUUCUGCAGUGGCUAGGAGGUGGCUUCUGAUAGCAGACCUCCCUCUUCACCCACAGGGAGGGAAUCCAUAAAAUCCUAGGCCCCUGCCACACUCCCCCAGGGACUAUAGGAUUGUGCCCUGGAAAAGUUUCAUGGAAUAAAUUUAUUUUUCAAGAAAAAGAGAACAUGUGUUAGAUAACAAAACCAAGUUGUUUCAGUGCUAGAUCUUUAUAAUAUAUAUUAAUACAUAUUAAUACAUAUUAAUAAACACAUUUCAUUUGCCUGCCUGUGCUAAAUCUCCCCCCGUAUGAUUUUUGUUACUUUCUAUUCCAGCAUUGUCAAUGAUUUUCCCCCUUUAAUGACUCAGAAAUAGAUGCACAAGAGUCCAUUUUCCUGUAUUUAGUCCAGACAGAUUUUGUGGCCGCUAACAGCAUUUUCUCUCCAUUACAUUUAACAGGAUUCAAGGCACCAAAUUUACUACAUGGCAAAACAAACAAACAAAAAACAAAAAACCAAGUAGUCGUUUAAAAGAUAGACACUCAGUAUUGCUGAGCUUUUACACCCACAGUCGCUAACUCCAAGCUCAUGAGCCUGAACCGGCCUGCAGGCAAAUGCUUCUGAAUCUGACACCAUAAGUUUUGGCAGCAAUAGCAGAAAGAGGGAUGGAGGGAAUAAACACAGAAUUGAGUGGAGUCCAAUGCUUCACUGGGAAUACAAAUGGCCCCUUCCCCAGCCAUCGUGUUCAUUAUUAGCUGAAAGGGGAGGGGAUAAUAACCCUCCUUCCUCAACUGAACAGUGUGGAUCAGCUGAGGCGAGGGCCUGGCUGUUUCUGUGUGCCCUAAGUGUGAAUGUGUGUAAGGGAGAGUGUACGAUUGGGGGGGCACACCCAUUUUUGGUCACAUCCAAUGUGGGCUGGUGGGACCACCACCACCAAACACACCCCAGCAUUGGCCAAGGUUGAAUGUGGCCUUUGGCCAAAACAGGCGAGCCAUCCCUGUUUUCCACAGUUCCAUCAUGGAUGAAAGAAAUCAGUCCCAGCAUCCUGACGUGUUUAAUAUUAAAAAAUGAUGGUAUGGUGUACGCUCUUAAUGUUUUGCUACGGUCAGUGACCAUCAAGCAGCCCUUAACUCUGAGCUACUAAUUUGUAUCACUAUGUCCCUAUGUCUCAGGGAUACCAGGGCUUGUUCUUUUAUCCAUUUUCUUUUUCUUUUCUUUUUAAAUAAUAUUUAUUAAGUUUUCCAGUUUAACAAUCCAAUAAAAGCCACAUUAAAAACAUUCCAAAUUAUAAAAUAAUCAAACAGUCCAAAUAUUAUGCCAAAUUAUAAAUCUUUGUUUGGCUUCCUAUGCUCUGAGGUUCUAAUUAUCUGAUAGAUAUGAAUGCCCUUAUCAUUAUGUCAUCAUUUUCACGAGAGUCGGCCCUUGGCUCCAGUUUCUACCUCUGUUCAUUUUUUCACAAGGAUGCAAAGGUUGUAAUCACACAUUUGGAAAUAAAGGGAUUGCGUCUGAAAAUACUGGGGAUAAAGUGGCUGGUGACCAGCCAGGAUUUCUUUAAAAAUCCAAAAUGGUGAGGGAAAUAGAUACUUGCAAUCAAAUAUUUGUAUGCAAACAGCCUCUUUUGUCCCUACAGAGAAAAGUCACCAAGAUUAUUUAGAUUAAAGGAUUUGUGUCAAGUGGCAGAUGCCAUAAUCUUUAUACAUGACCUGCUUGAAGUUUUUUGCAUUUCUGCCUGAGUCAUCUUUCCAUCUGGUUUCAUUCUGUUAGAAGUCGCUAAAUGGUUCAGCUGUGAAAGAAAGCAACAGUGGAAAAAGACAACAGAUCAGCCAUGUGGCUUUAAAAAUCUAAAUUUGGGGCUUUUUUUCAGCCGAAACUCAGUUCCGACACCUCUCAGGUGGGCGCCAUUGCCAUUAUAGUAGAACAAGCCAUCAAAUUACAUAGAGGGUUAAUUAACUGGUAUAUAUAAUUUCAUUGCAUUUCUUGAGGUUUUGCCCAAAGGCAGGGACUUUAAACAUAUCAGACCACUCUUCCCUGGUCCAGGACUUUAGCAGCACCCCUGACCAGGGUCAUUACUUUGUGUAAUUCUGAGCCAGGAACCCCUCUGAUUAUAAGCCAUGCAGAGAACUCGCUUCUGAUUUGAUGGUGCAAAAUAAACUCUGUCUCCGCUGCUCCACAUGCAGCUGUUGGGUGACCUUGGGCCAGUCACACUUCUCUGAAGUCUCUCAGCCCCACUCACCUCACAGAGUGUUUGUUGUGGGGGAGGAAGGGAAAGGAGAAUGUUACCCGCUUUGAGACUCCUUCGGGUAGUGAUAAAGCGGGAUAUCAAAUCCAAACUCUUCUUCAUCAUCAUCAUCAUCAUAGGAAGUUGCUUAUGCUGAGGCCGGCCAUUUGUCCAUGUAGCUUAGUACUGUUUGCACCAAUUGCAUACAGAAAUCCAGGGUUCAGUCGAGAGUCUUCCUAAUUCUACCUGGAGAUGUUAGGGACCCUUGGCAUGCCCAUCACAUGCUCUAGUACUUAGGUAAGGCCUGCCCCCAAACUUGUUUGCAAUCUGGUUUCUCCACCAACAUAACUUCUGUCUUCCUAGAUUCAGUUCCAGCCUGGAAAAGUGGAUCCUCUGCACAUUAUGUCUCAUGCACACAAUGAUUAAGCACCAUUAUAGCUGCCAGUGUCUGUUCUUCUACUUUCCCAUAAUGGAGAGAAGGGCUUCUUUUCAACCUUCUGCUGUUGUGUGGAGACCAUUCCAUGUUGUGUUUAUCACCUGGUGACAUUUUCAUAUGAAACAGCUCACCACAGGGAUCAUCCAGUUUUUUCCACUAAGUUACUUCAUGCAUCAUAAAAGAUUUGUGGCGGCAGGGUGAAAUCACCUGCUCUGAGUGUCUUGCUAUGCAAAUCAGGCCAUUUUCACCAUGUCUUUCUGCACUACAUUGAGUAAUUUAAAUUAAACCAGUCCUCAGUAAGGGCACAAAAGUUCUUCAGAGAACAAUAAAGAAACCCCCCAAAUCCAUUUUAAUCCUCUGUUUUCUCUAGUUUAACAUACAGUGAAGCAUGGUGCCUACUACAGAUACUGCGGUCUGUUUUUUGGAAGCAUUGCAUUCCAAAUCCUAAAUCAUUUGUUAGGAUAAAUAUACAGCAGUAACAGAGUAAGCAUUUGCACAAUAUUUUAUUACGAUUGUGGAUUGUGUUCUGAUUCCGUAAAAGCUUCCAAAUGCUAUUGCAGUAAAAAUAAGAGAGUGGAAAAUUGAAUUUCACUGAUGAGGAGUUAUGAGAAGAGAAAGGAAGGGUGGACAAUUGUCUAAUUACUGUUUGUAAUUAUCUUGAACCAUUUACUUCCUGAGUUGUAAUUCAAAUGGGAGGAGACUUAAUUUCUUCUUAAUAUCUGGCUAAGUAGACUUGUCACUGGGAACCUUAUUUAUGGUUCUGAACAUGACCAAUAUUCUUGAUAAUUAACCCUGAAAAAUUACUCAGUAAAAAGAGGAAGUUUGUUGCUGAGACAAAUAUUCCAAGAUACUGGUCACAGUUCUCUAUUCUACAUUACCGGCUCCCUGCAAACCUUAGCUUCACGGCACUGCCAUGAAAAAACACCAAUAUAUAAAAUCACAAUUAAAACAGGCACAGAACAAUCAAUAUGGUUAUGCUGAAUCUUUAUGGCUGUCUUGAUUGUUCGUGUCUAUUUUCACUGUACUGUAUUGUCAUUUUUAUUGAGUGAUAUAAUGACAGUGGGGUAGAGCAAUCCAAACCCUCCUUCUACCAGUGUGUGUGUUGCAUUGCACAGAGGUCUCUCUCCACCCAGCUCUCCCUACAAAUCUAACCUCCUGCCAGCUCCGUGGAGUCCAAGCUGCCCACCCUCUUGUGGGUGGGGAGGGCAUGGUGUUCAGCCUGCCUGGGAUCCUAAGCUUGUCUCACUAUGGCAGUGGCAUUGGGCCUGAUCACUGUGCCAACCAGGAGCUGAUACAGCAGUUGGUUCUGGACUGCCCAAUCCCACAUUCCGCUGUGACCACCAUGAGUGGCAGGGCUGUGGCUGUGACCCCAUUACUCUGCAAAGCCCCAUCAGCGAGGAGGUGGGAACUCUAUUUCUCAUGCUUCCAGGUGCCUAAUGGGGUUGGGGGGAAAGUCAGAACAGAUUUAAGGGGUGCACAGGGGGGAGAGGUAGAGCUCAGUUGCAUGAGUGGAAUGCUUGAGCUGACAGAAUGAAAUACAGUAGUACCUCGGUUUAAGAACAGUCCUGUUUACGAACAAUUCGGUUUACGAAUUUCAGAAAACCAGAAGUAGUGUCCCAGUUUGCGAACUUGAAGUAGUGUCCCAGUUUGCGAACUUUACCUCAGUCUAAGAACGGAAUCCGAACGGUGGAAGGGCACCGGCGGUGGGAGGCCUCAUUAGGGAAAGCGCGCCUCAGUUUAAGAACGGUUUCAGUUUAAGAACAGACUUCCGGAACAGAUGAAGUUCGUAAACCGAGGUACCACUGUACUUGGAGCUACAUUGGAUACAACUCAAAAGUAGCACACAAUUAACAAAAUGACCAUGAGCACAUUUAAACUAAUGAAACUUACAAGUGUUUUGUUUUUACUUACUCCCAAGUCUAAUUUGUGUUGUGUAGAUGGAAACUAGGCUUCAUUAAAAGUUUCUGUGGAUGUUUCCCUCCAAACUUACAUAAUGAUGAUACAGUAGAUAUUUUCAAAAUCAGCCUGAACAUAAACCACCAUAAGCUCCCUGUCUAGCAAAGAAUUGUCUGUUCCCAACUUGGGCUCUUUUACAAUGGUAGCAGUCACGGACUGUUCUGGAAAGGAGUUACAUCAUUAGGCAGGGUGUUAUUGGUGCUGUGGGGUUUCAAGCGCGUUUCACGCCGGCUGCAUAAACAAGUAAACUUCCUCUGAGGUUAAUUAUGUUGCAGAACACUGGCUGAAGGUUUGCAUGUCACCUUAGAGACAGGACCCCGAAGAGGAGAAGGAACAAGCAAUGUACAGCUUGUCUGCCUGGAAGAGGGCCAGUUUGUGUCCUCAGCACACACAACACCCCCACCCAAGUUGCAGCUGCAAAGUCCUCUCUGCCCAUAAGCAGCGCAGAGAGAUGGAAUUCUGCAUUCACCACUUGAGACAAAGACUCUGUUCAUUCAUGGUCAUCGCACACACAAAAAGCCCUCUUCCCCCCCCUCCCCUCGUUACUAGGUGCUAAGCCAUGUUGUGAGGCUGCUGCUGUCACCUCCACCACCCCCAUGCUCAGAGGGAGCUCUCUUACUGCUCAGAGCAAAAUGGAGGCGAAAGAGCAGCUGCCGCAUAGGAGGCAUAACUAAGCAGGCGGAUCCCUGGCUAACUCCUUGAAGUGUCUUUUGCAUGGUCUAAACCAGAGGUGGAAAACUGGUGCCCUUGAAGCAAUUUCCUUUGACCCUGGAGGAUUUACCAAGGAUGCGCCUGCCCCAGCCUGCGCAUCGUGAAGGGGUGAGGGCAUGUUGACAAGCAGGUGGGACAAAGUGCCAAUGCCCAGCCAUCAUCAUCAUCAUUUUAUUUGUAUGCCACCUUUCCACAGUUUAAACAGUGCUCAAGGCAGCUUACAAUAGGAAACAAUUUACAUAAUAACAAACAUAGCAAGGUAGUCAUAAAAAGAAAUAAAACACAUAAAAAACUACAUAACCAAACUGAACAAUUUCUACAUAAAAAUAAAGAUACAAAAAAAUCAGUAUCAGUAACAGCAGCAAAAACUCUCAACAAAAUUUCCCCCCAAAUACCCCAGUCCUCCUGGACUGCAGCAGCAGCAGUCCUUAAGAGCCUGUCAGGCCCCACCUUAGGCCAGGUGGAGAGCGGCAGAGCAGGGCCCUCAGGCUCUCAGCAGGUCAGCCAGAUGGCUACAGGUGUUCAUAUCCAAAUGGAGGAGGCCGUCAAAAAGCAUGCACAGACACCCUAUCCCUUGGCACAUGACCAGGAUGAGCUGGUCAUUCAGGACCAUGUCGGAAUUCCACCCUCCAAUCAGCAUUGACCUUGGAGUGUUUUUGUUUUGUUUUGUUUUGUUUAUCUUGCCUAUCCUGUACUGUCCAAGGAGUCGUACCUUAUGGGAUGGUGGGUGGCCACAAAUGGGUUCGUUUGGUUCCAAGAGAAAGUAGUCACCCCUGAAAAUGAAGGGGUGGGGUUCCCUCAGAGCACUCUGCCAUGGGUAUCAAGCUGUAGAGGGCAGGAACUCUCUUGGGGACACGCCUAGCUCACCCCCCUAGAGCUGGCUACUUCAAGAGCAUGUAUGAGUCCGGCAAAGGAUCCGUCAAUGCACUAUGAGUGGUGUAGGGAUGGUGAUGCAGAGGCAGUGCCCUGACAGCUUCUGGUUCAGAGCCAGGAUAUAGCUUACUUGGAACAGGUUGUCCCUUAAUGGAAAUCCCCACACUGUAAAUUAGCUAGCAAAGUUGUUGCUCCCUGCAGAUCCUGUUCAAUAGUUCAUAAAGUUGUAGGCCUUGCUACCUCCCAAAGGUUGCCUCUUGCUUCUUCAUUCACUUCUGUGCCCACAAAUGUCUGAGCCUGGAGCUUUCCUACAAAGCCGGCUGCUUUCUUUAUCUCAAUAAGCUAUGACGCCUUGAGGCAGGAUGCCAGACCCUGGCCACUCCACAGCGCCCUAAUUGCUGGGCAAUUUGCCCUCGCUUCAGUGGCUUUUAGUGCUUCACUUUGUGUGACUCACUCGGCUGAACUGUCAUCUUUAAGCAAAGCUUCCCUUUUAAGGCAUGUUAAGGGCAAGCACCUCUAACCUUACUCACUGAAUAGACUCCCUUGCGGAAGAGAAUGUGUUGCCUGCCCUUUGAAGGGCUUUCCUGGACAAGGGUGAAAAAUGAAAAAGCUUCUCACAUUUCUCUUUAAGAGGGCUUGGCCUUUGCCUUGCAAAGAUCUAGCAGAGCCUGGUACAUCCCCACCCCAUGCUGACCAGCUGGAAAAUAUGAAUGAGAGAGAUUUAAAAGCCCUCAUUGACAUACGUAUCCACUCAACAUUACUCAAGCAAGAUAAGGUCAUCUUGGUUCACGGCUGGUUUUAUAAUUCAUAGCAUGUUAGGCCAUGGAUGGCCAACUCCAGCAUUUUCCCUCUAGACAAUGUCCCAAGGGCUAGGCCAGGACUGGGGAAUUUUUUUAGCAUGGGGGCCAUGUUUCCUUCUGGGCAGGCAUCUGAGGGCCACAUGCCCGUGUUGGGCAGGGGCUAGAAGUGAAAGUGGUCAGAGCAUCAAUGUAAGUUUUACUUUUGUACAAUCAGCAUUGACCUUGGCAUGGUUUUCUCCCCCUGCCUAUUCUGUACUGAGCAGGCAGAGAGUGGUACCUUAUGGGAUGGUGGCCACCAAUGGAUUCGUUUUGGUCACUACAAGAAGGGACAUUGUGGGGAGAAGAGAGAGCAGGCAAGAUGAUCAAACAGCCUGGGAAGCAAGUAUCAAACUUGGGAAGGGAGGGACAGGUGCACUCUUUGGUACAUGCAUUAUUCACCCACCCAGAGAUAGCUAACUCAUGGGUUGGUAUAAGUCAGGCAUGGCAUCCCUCAGCAGGGGCUAGUUUCUGCACAACCUCACAACCCCUCUGCCCCCUCCAUUCAGCUAAGCAAGAAGCAUAUCAGAGUUCAAGGAUACAUUCCAACCAGACAAAAAGAUUCAGAGGGUGAAGCAUUGGGGUUUGCAGCUUGGGGAGCAAAGGGGUGACUUGAGGAAAGUCCUGAGGCCCAGAGAGGCUUGGAGGGCCACACUGAACCCCAUGCCUGAAGUACUCAUGAGUCAACCAUAUGAAUUAGCCUCCCUCUUUCAUUAUUAUUAUUAUUAUUAUUAUUAUUAUUAUUAUUAUUUCAUUUAUUUCACACACUUCACCAGCAGGUUCCAAGGUGGGUUGCUACAAUUUAGUAUUGAACAAAUUACAGUUAAACUUACAGUCACAGAAACAGGGCCCAAUACAAGUAUAAUGCAUGUAAUAAGUGGGUUUAUUGAGUUUGUGGUGGUCACAAUGGCUUUGUUGUUGUUGUUUAGUCGUGUCCGACUCUUCGUGACCCCAGGGACCAGAGCACACCAGGCACUCCUGUCUUCCACUGCCUCCUGCAGUUUGGUCUCAAAGUUAAUAUGUUAAUAGCUCGUCCCCUUCUCCUUUCCCAACAUCAGUGUCUUUUCCAGGGAGUCUUCUCUUCUCAUGAGGUGGCCAAAGUAUUGGAGCCUCAGCUUCACGAUCUGUCCUUCCAGUGAGCACUCUGGGCUGAUUUCCUUAAGAAUGGAUAGGUUUGAUUUUCUUGCAGUCCAUCAAUUCUUCAGCGAUCAGCCUUCUUUAUGGUCCAUCUCUCACUUCCAUACAUCACUACAGUGGUGCCUCGCAAGACGAAAUUAAUUCGUUCCGCGAGUUUUUUCGUCUUGCGGUUUUUUUCGUCUUGCGAAGCACGGUGUCGGAAAAGUUUUGGAAAAGCUUCAAAAAUCACCAAAGUCUUCAAAAACCUCAAAAAAGGCUACCACACCGCGUGCUAUGAGUUGCUCCUCGAAGUCAAGUCGCAACUGUAUUAGCGGUUUCAAGAAAAAGGAAACAAACUUGCAAGACGUUUCCGUCUUGCGAAGCAAGCCCAUAGGGAAAAUCAUCUUGCGAAGCAACUCAAAAAACCAAAAACCCUUUCGUUUUGCGAGUUUUCCGUCUUGAGAGGCAUUCGUCUUGCGAGGUACCACUGUACUGGGAAAACCAUAGCUUUAACUAUACAGACCUUUGUCGGCAAGGCUGAUGUCUCUGCUUUUUAAGAUGCUGUCUAGGUUUGUCAUCGCUUUCCUCCCAAGAAGCAGGUGUGUUUUAGGGUGUUAUUUUAUGAAAUCAUUGCUCUGGCAUUUAGACUACCGAAAAAGGGAGCACAUCCUUCUCCCUGGAUGGGGAUAGGGCAGGGCAAUAGGACAAUGAGCCUGGGGACCAGGCCUGUGUGGGUGCACCAGUGGGGCAAUCCACUGCUCACACUGGUGUGUCUGCACAAUCAUGACCUCACUGCCACCCUGCCCCAUUCCCAUCCAGGCAACCUGCAGUGAUGCCAAUGACUGCCCCACCACAGAUGCACUUCUGAAAAUAUGUUGCACAUUUGCACAGGGUGGCACUACGUCUAAUACUGACAUAGAAGUGGUAUUAGGAGAGAAAAGGCAUCUAACUUCUGUGGAGAGGGAGAAAAGAGGUGACUAGCCCAAAUCAUGUGAAUGUGAUGAUCCUGCCGAAAUCACGUUCCUGGAACGGUUUGGAAACCGCAGUGUUCUCAGAAAGGUAUCUUUCUUGGUGCUAGAGAGUAUAUCUUGAAGGUUCAGGUUCAAGCAACUUCUUUGCUUGGGGAAACUUUUGUCUAAAAUUUCAAAAAGCAGCUGAAAUUUCAGAAAACAGGGAACAUAGUAUACAUCAGGUCCCAGGUAUAUACUGUACAUGCUUCUGGAGAAACAGAAAACAUGGUGUGCUUUAUUUCUAAAACAACCUUUUCUGGUUUUUAACUAAAGAAACAUAAAACAUUUUUGUAUCAAAAGCUUAGAAAAUAGUGCCUUAAUGGGCAACAUCAAGUGAAGCCUAAUGGAUACUCCUGCUGCCCUCUGGUGGAACAUCUUUGGCUUUGCAUCUCAGCACUCGGAAGGUCUUGUCUGUGCAGCCAUACACUUCUCAGAGGGUGAAUAUCAGUUGUGGAGCUACAACCUUUACCUGACCUGAUCCAGGGAAAUAGCAUGAAUCCACCCAAUGGCUUCAUACUGAGCCAUAUUUUGCAGGGAGGGUGGCAGAGAAGAGCAUUAUUACACUUCUGGAAUUGAAAGUGAACAAUGCUGGCAAACAAUAGCACCUGUUCCUAGGCGGUCUGAACAGCAUGGUGGUGAGUGGCAGAACACACUGUCAUCUUCCAAGUUCCUCCCUGUCCUACCUCAUUUGUUGGAGAUAACAGCUGAUGCUUCUCUUGACUAUGGGCGUAGAGUUCCAGUUGCUCAUCUACAGGAAAAGUUCUACCCUAAAUAGAGGUAUUUCUCAAACCUCCAUAGACUUCCCAGAACUUAGAUUGCAACUCUCAGCAGUCCUAGCCAAUGAAGUGUACUGCUGGGGCUGCUUCGAGAGGUUGAAGAAUGCUGACUUUUAAGGAAAUUGGACUGUUUCAAGGCCUUCUUUGCAAAAGGACCAUAGCAACUCUCCCUAUCUGUGACACCUGGAGAAGCUUCAUUGAUACCUUGUAUGGAAUCCUUAAACUAGCAAACCCAAACUUCCCUGUAGAUGCCCUUCUUCCCUGUAAGAUGCCCUUUCAGAGUCCACAUUCAAGGCAAGAUUCUGGAAUUCCACAGCAAAGCUCCUCAAUUCUUUAAUAAGAAGAAUAAUGCAAAUAAGCUAAUGUUUAUACAGUGGGUUUAUUUGCAUUACUGUUAUAAAGCAGCCACCAUAUAGAAUGAGGCUCAAGUGCACACAGAUAUGUUAUGAUUGUGAUGCAGGAAAUGAUAGAGGAAGAAAACGCAACAGAUGCUAGGAAGAACUUUAUUGUUAAGAGCUGUUGCCUUCAUGUUCUGUUUGUCUUUCUGUUCUGAACACCUUUAUCUUGUACCCCACCCAGAUAUCUGUAUUGACAAAGGGCGAGUUAUAAAUAUUCAUAAUAAAAUAAUUAACUGUCCUGAUUGUAUGUUUCCCAUAAGCAUUUGGCUGCCACUGUGGGAACAAAAUGCUAGACAGGAUGGACCUAUACACCCAGUUCAAACACAACAAAAAAUAUUUGUUUAUUAUCACAUGUCAGAGCAUUGGGCUCAUGUGCAACUGCUGCUUCUCUCUUCUCCAGCAUAGCUCCAAAGAGGUGAUUAAAAGUUUCCAGUUCCACUUUUUAUUAACCACGGUUUAAUGUUGCAUCCAAUUCCUAAACUGUGGCUAAUUUUAACUAUUUUUUAAAUAAAAAACAACAACAAACAACAAAACAAAAAAAACACAAUCCAGCUUCAUAAGCUAAGGUUUGGAGUUAACUUGUUUCAAUGAUUAAAGUUCAGACUAAUCACAAUGUGUCAGGGUUUCAGACUGCAGUUAGUCUAAAGCAGAAGUGAAACUUCUGAGCUCAUCCUUAGGCCAAGGAGUGGGCCUAUCUAUUGUAUUUUAAGAGAACCUGCCUUUCAUCACAGAGCCCCAGAACAGGUGAUAAUCAUAUAAUCAUGCAGUAUUGAAAUCCAAUUAAACAAUUUAAAUCAAACUAAUAGAGGUCUUACAAUUAUCAAAUGCUAGGAUAAAGAAGUGUGUCUUCAGCAAACAAACAACAGAAACCAUAUAAUGAAGAUGCUUGAUGCAGCUCUAGUAACCCAGGACAUCAUUAGCCUACUGGGUGCCAAAAAUUGAUUGCAUGGAACAGUCCCAUUUGGGGAGGGAGGGGAGGCAGACAAGAACCAUCCUAGGACACAGGUAGGAAAUGACAUGGGGGAGAUGUUCCUUGUAUUCUUUCUCUGAUGAUUCUGUCUUCCCCGUAGGACUCUAUGUGCUAAUAGGAGCAGGCGUGCUGAUGAUGACAGUGGGGUUUUUUGGGUGCUGUGGAGCUGCGCGAGAAUCUCAGUGCCUGCUUGGAGCAGUAAGUAAUGAACUUAUGCACAACUUAGGUGUGAAAUUAGGGCUUUUCAGACACAAUAUUUUGUUACCCCUUUCACCUUGUGGCAGAACCAAAACACCUAGUAAGCAUGAGGUCCUCUCUUCUCCCCUUCCCUUCACACUCCAGCUUUGACACUUCCAUCCUAGAUUUCUUAAAACCCGAGUUCCCUGUUACAUCUGAAAAGGGAGGAUCUAUACUAAUGUCAGUUUACUAGCUAGAAUCUUAAACCAAGAUCAAACUAUGAUUUAAGAUCCUCCAUAAUUGUCAGAUGGCAGUGGUGGUUGCUUGUGAGUAACCUGUCAGGACUCCAACCUGUCUUUUACAGGUUUUAUUUUGGUGCAAAACUAUUUACAGUGCAGAACCUCAAGUUCAUGUCUGCCUCAAUCACUAGCAGAAUCUGAGGGGUGGUCAUUUCCGGGUCCUCCCCCAACAUAAGAGCUUAGUCACCCCCAGCCUUUUCCUUCCUUCUUUGUGUUUUACACCUUUGCACAAGGUGGGCGAUGGAAGAGGCGUGCUUCCCUCCUGGCCGGCUUGGCCAGGAGCAGUGCUGAGGCUCCCAGCAGCAUCCUCUAGCCCUUUCCCCUCCUUUACCCGGGAGGUGUGGCUUUUCCCACCCUCAGACUGACGAGGUGUGGCGCUGGGGCUCCCAGCAGCAUCCUCUGGUCCCUUCCCCUCUUCCCCACUGGAGGUGUGGCUUUCCCCACUGCAGGAAGAGGAACUGCUUCUCAAGAUUUUUGGAGGUUCCCUGUAUCCCAACUGCCCCUCUGCCUCCCUUCCCUGUUCCAAUGGCAGUCCCCUGACAAUAAUAAACCAACAUUAAACAGGAUUUCCCUGUUCUGGACAUACAUGGGAUGCUAUCUUAUACUGAGUCAGACCAUUGGUCCAUAAUGCACAGUAUUUUCUACACUAACAAUGGCUCUUAAGCAGGAGUCCUUCCCAGCCCUCUCUGGAGAUGUUGGGAACUGAACCUGGGGCCUUCUGCAUGCAAAGCAGAUGUCACAGCCCUUCCCCUUUACCCUGUGGCCUGUGUAAUAUAUUUACUGCAGAUCAUUAGAAGGUUGUACAACCUAAGCCUGUAAUCCUGUCUCCAUCCUUUUGCAGUUCUUUACCUGUUUGCUGGUGAUUUUUGCUGCUGAAGUCACUGCAGGAGUUUUUGCUUUUCUUGGCAAGAAAGCGGUGAGUUCAAUGUUUGUUGUGUACCACCCCAUCGCCAGAGUCUCAUGCUAACAAGUAGUUUAUAAAUGUCUAAAACAAACAAAAGGUAAAUGUGUCUUUGAUGAUAAACAGAGGAGGUUAGAACCAGAUGAACAUGUUAUGAUAUAAGGAGCUGUCAUGGGUGUAGAAGUCCCAUUGAUUCCAGCGCAUUUGAAGGUUUACACCUAAAAACGUUAAAAUGUGAAUUAAACAAACACAUGCAGACUUUUCAGGGAGCCACUCAGUGGCAAAUUCAAGUUUGCUGCUGGUGGAAACAUUUCUUACUUGCAUAAUGCAUACUAAGUAGUUCAUUACCCCAAGUACAAAACUACAGUGCCCUGGCAGAUUUUUCUUGGCCUUCACCCAUUGGCUUCACUUAACACGUUUGGUUGUGAAUGUGGUGGUGUUCCAUAUGAGAUAGCUCAGUUGGUAGAGCAUGAGACUCUUAAUCUCAGAGUUGUGGGUUUGAGCCUCACAUUGGACAAAAGAUUCCUGCCUUGCAGGGGGUUGGACAAGAUGACCCUUGUGGUCCCUUCCAACUUUACAGUUCUAUGAUUCUAGGAAAUCUGCCAACCUAAAAGGUGGUCAAAUUCCUGCUUAGCCUUUCUCCUUUGGUACCUUCUUAGCUAAGUCCAGCCCCCAGGUCAUGCUGUGCCUCUGGGUUUUCAUUCUUUAAAGCUAUGCAGUAAAGUCAGAUUUCUUCCCUUCAGCUUGUCUUUUUUUCACUCAUCUCUCCUUCCUGCCAAGUAGUAGAGGGACCAAGAGCCUGGAGGGAAGCCAAGAAACUGCAGAAUAGUCCCUCCAAUUGUCACCAUCAUGAUCUCAUUGAGGUUGUCUGUCUGGUUUACUGCAGGCUGUUGAAGAGGUCCAGCACAUCUAUGAGGAAGCUUACGAAGACUUUGUGAAUAACGUGGGGACAAGCAACAAAACCCUUAUCCAGUAUCAUGAAGCAGUGAGUAACUUCUGAAUUCAGAUCUUUUGCUUAUCAAGGCUGCCUUUAUGAAGUUUCAAAAGCAGGCUUUAAGUCAGGCAUACUGGAAUGGAGGUUAAGGCUUGCUUCAUCUUCACUGCUCUGACCUGGUGGUGCUCCUUACUUAAAGUACCUGAAUUUCCCAUUCUGGCUUAAACACCUUUAACAAUAAAGACCUUCGGUCUAUUUAUUUACAUUUAUUUAUUACGCUGUUAUCCUGCCCUUUUUUCCAACUAGUUCAGGGUGGGGUGCGUGAUUUCCUUUUUUAAAAAAUCCUCACAAUAACCCUGUGAGUUAGGUAAGGAUCUGCCAUAAGCCAAUGCUGAAAGCUAGAUAAAAAUGGCCUAAUCAAGCAGAUAUUUCUAUUUGCAUACAGAUUGGAAUAGUAUGUGAACCCUGACUUCAAUAAAUCCUUUAGUUUGCAUGGUUGUGCUUGAAUUCAUUUGGCUUAAUUGACUUUGCUGAAAAUUGAGCUUAAUGAAAUACAUUCAAAUUGUCAGGUUCAACAGAUUUUCAGCACUUCUCUCCCCCCCCCCCGGCACCCCCCCCCGGCAAUACUGUUAAAAAAUAAUAAUAACUAGAAUAUGCUAAACAUGUCUGCUUAGAAGUCCAAUUAAUUUCCUAGUUAAGGAGCCUGUUGGAGACACUACCUUUGGCCUAACCUCUGUUACCGCUGUACCAACUAAGGAUGUUGUUAGGAACUAAUAUUGCCUGCAUUUUCAGUGCUACAGAAGCCAGUGAGGAAACAUCACAGGGAGAUAUGGACACAUCAGGCCAGUUUCAAAUCUCUUUAAACUAUCAUCAUGUCCAGCCUACAGCUGUGCUCAGAUGAAGGUUUCUCCACUGUUGGUUGCACUAAACCAAGAGUUCAGGGGGUUCAGGGGGUAGUACUCCAUCAAAGAGAUGCACAAUGAACGGGGGGGGGGAACAGUAGCAGAAGGGUAGACUCUGGACAAUAUUAUUGGUGCAAGUAUAUUUUAGAGUGUAUGAAACUUCAGCCUGGAACAAGAGUUUAAUGUAAAUUUACAAGUUGAUGAGAGAACACUGUUACGGACUGACUCAUAAAUAUAAUAAAUAAAUUUAUUAUUUAUGAGGGGGAUUUCUUUAUUUUAAAAAUCUGUCUGGUGUUUGGUUGUUGUUUUUUAACAUGUUAUCUCUGUCUUUCCAGCUUCAGUGCUGUGGGAGAGGAGGAAAUGAUGCUGCAGUGAAGCCCACCUGUCCAAAAGACAUUGAACAGCCCAGAGUAAGUGGCUCUGAUGGACAUGUUGCAAAAAAUAGCCCUGGGAUGUGAUAAGACAUGUAAGUCAGAGAAGCUGGUGGGAAGCCAGAUGAAAUGCUCUGGACAAGGGCCAUUUGGCACUGGUCUUUUUUCUUUCCAUUAGUCAUUUGAGAUGCUACUGAGGAGUAUGCCAGCAGGACUGACUUUCCAGCAGCCGUCAACCCUGCUAACUCUGGGCAUCUUUAUAGAUCUGAACAAUACCAAUGCAAAGCAAUAAUUAACAAAGCGAGAGAAAAUUCAUUGGCAGCCUGCUUGCUUCCCUUAUGAUUCACAUGUAUUCCUGCUCCAUGUCACACCGAGAAACAAGGCCAAAUUAGGCAACACAUGAAAUACAGUUAUCUGUUUUUAUCUGCGCUUCUUCCCAGGGCAAAUGGCGGCUUUGUGAGAGAGAUGACUUUCCCUAGGACAAUGGCAUUGCAGGAAAGGGUAAACCCAUGCAGUGCAGUCCUUAAAAGUCUCUUGACAAACAAGAGGCCUAGCAGAAUCUGAUGGAACCUGGCUGAAUUAAAUAAAGGUGCCCAAACUUUCAUAGCAGGUUCCACCUAGGUAAGCCAUGAAUCCUCUUGGAGGUCUUAAUUCUGCAUUGGGUGAAAUUAAGCAGCAUACCUUAUUCGUAGCAUUUGCCGUUGUGGUGUAGAUUCAGAUUAUGCAAUUUGUGGCACACCGACUCCCUUCCUCUGCACCGUUCCUCUCUCUGCUUCAAUUCCUGGCACACAAAUGCCACACAACUUUGUGAGAAAACCAAACAGGAAGCAACUAGGAGAAGCUGCAAUAAGGAAAGGAGAGAACGAAUGUACCUGGUAUGCCCAAGAUUGCUUCUUGCAUGCUUGUACCUGUCAGAAGGAAGCAGCAGCAAAUUGAUCCUUGUUUACAGGUUUCACCAAGCUAAUUAUAAGAAGAGCAACAUCAAAAUCACAGCAAAACUUUAUGGGUGCUAUUCAAUGCUAUUCCUACUCAAAGUUGACCUAUUGAAGUUGAUGGACAUUGCUAACUUAGGCUCAUUACUUUCAGUGGGUCUACUCUGAGUAGGCCUUGGUUGAAUAUGUGUAUGAUCUUAAAUGAAGAGUAUAGUUUUAAUAAAUGUCAUCAGGGCCCAGGGCUCGGGCAUGCUAGAGGGGUGAUGUGAGGUCCAAUUAGGCUUACAAUAAACACAAAUAUCAAACAUUUAGGAGAUUAUGGUGGUUCAAGCCAGUGCUUCUGUAGUGGUCUGCUGGGUUGCCUCAAAAACAAGAAUCCCAACCACAGCAAAGGCAAGGAAGGCAAGAUGGAGCAGAGAGACAAAGCUGUUGAGGUAUGGGUGAGAACUGCUGCUGCUGUCAGGAAGCUCCUCAAGCCACUCUUCUCAAGGGUAGCUCAGAGGAAGCAAGCAUGGGAAGGCAAUUCCUACACCAAACAGGACAGUCAGGGGCAGAAGUUGUGAAGAGGAAAGGGGUUUACUAAGGUAGAUUUUCCCCAUGGUUGCUGCCAAGAAUGUGUCAACUGGUCCUUAGUAGAAACCAGAAGGGCUCUUCAAGACUUCUUUGAUGUUUAAAGCAUUGUCAACACCUUCAUGUCUCUAACAGAGUUGUCUGACUGAAAUCGAGACUCUCAUUGACACAAAUCUUCGUUUAGUUGGCAUUGUUGGGAUUGGAAUUGCUGGGAUCACAGUGAGUAAUUACCUGAUGACAAUACUGAUACUGCUGCUUCUGUUGUUGCUAGCUGCGUGUUUGCGAAUCCCCCAGGUCCUUCCAAGCCAGUGGAAAUCAGGUUGCUGAGGAGCUCAGAGUGUGAAUGUAGAUGUCCCACGUGUGGAACUUAGGGCUCGUCCUCACUUCUGCUUGUCCUGUGCCUUGAAAGUAUGGGUCCAAGUGGUCUUCCACUUGGCCUGCUCUUUCUUGGCAUGGGUCCAAGCACUUUUGCCUUUGCACUGCUUCUUUCUUCCAGAAAACAUGCUCUUUGGAGUUAAAUCAGAGCAAAUGGCAGUCCACGGAAAACAUGACAGAGGCAGCCCUGACUAUUCACCUGUCUGCACCAAUCCCUUCAUACUCUUCUGCUUCAAACACCUUUCUCCCCGGGUCAGCUCUCAUAUUGGAAGUAACUCCUAUUAAAAUUAGAUCCCCAAGCCACUUGUACACACCCCAUUUUGCACAUGAGUGGGGCAGACAUAUGAACAACAAAAUGGAUGCCCUGUUCAUGUCUAGUUGGGCCUGACUCAAUGCAUUCUGCUGAGAACAUUGUUUUCCCUGCUCUGAUGCUGGCUCCUUAGCAAGUUGUACCAUGUAGCCUCUAGGUGUCAGCAUUAUAUCAGUUUGAAUUGAUUUUAUGUCUGUACUGUUGUUUUGAACUCUUUCUCUCUCUGUGUGUGUGCAUAUUUGAAAAUUGUUACAGGAUGCCUCAUAGAAAGCAAUUCAUAAAUGAAAUAAGUGAUAAUAAUUAUACACAAGACUGACAGUUGUAGCCGAUCCUCAGGGCCGGAAUAAAUGUGGCCUUAGUUGCAUAAGAGGAAGCAAUGUGCAUGAUUUUUUUCAAAUGUAAAAAGGCAAUGCAGGGAGAGCCUGAGUAGGACUGAGACAUGGCAGAUGGAAAAGUGUGGUUUAACCCCUUCCCCUACACCACAAUUUAUAUGAAUAGUCCUCUUCCCCAAAGCUGCUGCCAUGCCUCAGAAGGAAGCCAACAGAGGUUUCCCUCACAGAACUAAUAGCAGCUCAAGGAAUGGGAUAGUUUCAUCAGGAAUGUGGUAUAAAUGACAAUAUUAAGACCCCAUCUACCUAGCAUGGUUUAACCCCCACCGCCCAGCAGCUAUUUGCAUUCUUUAAAUGUGCAUCUCAAAUGCUUUCAUGCAACUAGCAUUGUAUUUUAGUUUGGCUCUAAAUCAUCAAAUGGACAGAAACACACAUCAAAUGAACAGAAAUUUGGAUUUAUGAGGAUUGCUCCAAGCGAUAUCAGCCAUGCCCUGCUUCACAUUAAGGAUUAUGCUCCUCUCUGAUGACUCGUCUCUCCACAUCUGCCUGAGAGCAAUCACUAAAGUUCUCUGAGCUGCCAGACAUAGUGACAAAAAUCUCCCCGCAUUUCCUUUUUUUUUUUAAUGAUAUUUAUUAAAGUUUCAAAAAAUACAAAAACAGAAAAUAAAAAUAGAAGAAAAUACAAAAUACAGAAAAAAGGAUAAAGUUUUUAAGAUACAGCAAAAAAGAGAAAAAUAAAAGGAAACAUACAAAAUAAAAACAAUUAAAAACACAUCGUUAGUUUUCCAUAACAUAUCCUCCUUUCACUUAUUUCCCCGGACCUCCUCAUACCUCCCUUUUUUGUAUUCCAGUUCAGUUUGUUAGUUCAGCAAGUCCUUACCAUUAAGCUUUUACCCAUUUAUAAAACCUUUUUCGUAUCUCUUAAAGCAUUACAGCUGGAAACCACUUAGUUUCUAUCCAACAUCCUUCUAAAAUUCCUUAAUUUUACAAUAUUUCUGUAAAUAGUCUUUAAAUUUCUUCCAGUCUUCUUUCACCGACUCUUCUCCCUGGUCUCGGAUUCUGCCAGUCAUUUCCGCCAAUUCCAUGUAGUCAAUCACCUUCAUCUGCCAUUCUUCCAGAGUGGGUAGAUCUUGUGUCUUCCAAUACUUUGCAAUGAGUAUUCUUGCUGCUGUUGUGGCAUACAUAAAAAAAGUUCUAUCCUUCUUUGGCACCAAUUGGCCGACGAUGCCCAGAAGAAAGGCCUCUGGUUUCUUCAGAAAGGUAUAUUUAAAUACCUUUUUUUUUUCAUUAUAAAUCAUCUCCCAGAAAGCCUUAAUCCUUGGGCACGUCCACCAAAGGUGAAAGAAUGUGCCUUCAGUUUCUUUACAUUUCCAACAUUUAUUAUCGGGCAAAUGAUAGAUUUUUGCAAGCUUGACUGGGGUCAUGUACCACCUGUAUAUCAUUUUCAUAAUAUUUUCUCUUAAAGCAUUACAUGCCGUAAACUUCAUACCUGUGGUCCAUAACUGUUCCCAGUCAGCAAACAUAAUAUUGUGUCUAACAUCUUGUGCCCAUUUAAUCAUAACAGAUUUCACCGUUUCAUCCUGAGUAUUCCAUUUCAACAGCAAGUUAUACAUUCUUGACAAAUUUUUAGUUUUGGGUUCUAACAGUUCUGUUAAAAAUCUCUCCGCGUUUCCUGGGCAUCCUUUAAAAUACAUUCCUUGUGUUCCAGAUCUUUGGCAUGGUCUUCAGCAUGGUCCUCUGCUGCGCAAUCCGGAACACAAGAGACAUGCUCUAGAACUCUUGCUUCAUAGCAUUAUCUUCAUCCUAGGGACCAGAGACCGGAGGACUUCUGGAUGAAUCUGCAAGUGCACUUGUCCGCUCAGCUUAACAACUGUAACCAUUUUAAUUAGUGGCGUUAACCAACUGACAGAGAGAGAGAGAGAAUGAGAGGUAGAUGUUUGGUGAGCGUGAGAGUUUUACAUUGUUUGCAUUUAAAUUAAGACAAGGAAAUCUGAAGCAAACAAAUAGGAUGGGCGUAACAAUGUCUUCUUCAAUGCAGUGGCAGCAUUAGAAACUAAAAUUUAUUUGAAACAUGACUUUGCACAUGUGUGCAGGUGAUCAGUGCCUAUAUCUCCAUGUUCAAGUACAUGUGUGUUUGUUUGUAGGCACACAGAUGCAUGUGGUCCAGCUGCACAGAUAUCUGUAUAUAUGGUACUCCAUAUGAUUGUAUGUAUGUUUUGUGGGUGUCUGUAUUUUUGCAUGCACAUUCCUGCAGUAUAUAUACACUUGGGUGCAUACCCAGGCUAAAGCCCUUUCCAAGUGGCCUCCUCAUUGCUGAUAAGCCAUCUCGUUUUUAUCCAACAGUGUCCAAAGGUGACUACAUUUAACCAAUUGGAUUGGAAGUAAAUGAUACACGAUUGGCUCUGUUCCUGGACAUCUCACCUUGGAGAGUUUCGGUAGCUUUCUUUGUCACAUGCAGAAUUGUCUUUAAUCCCUGAAGGCUCCAUGGGGAACACUCUGACCUGCACAAAAGAAAGUAGAGAUUUUUCUUAAAAGGUGGCAGCAUCCAGUCAAAUCAAUUAAUAAGUGUAAAAUGGAAUUAACUGGGAACGAGGGAACUUUUUGCGAGACCUGUGCAGCAAUGUUUUUGAAAAGGACCUCUCUCUUUUUUCCUUUUCCAAAACUCAGGUUGUCCUUGAUGGGGAGCCUUUAACCUUGUUCUAUAUACACUGGGCUUCCUGAUUGUUGCUGUUUUCUCUAAUAAACACCACUUUGUGCCUUUUGAUUUAAUUAUUUUUAAUAUCCGCAAAAGGAAAGGUCCUUUCUGCACAAUUGAAAAGCUGUGCUCCCAACUACAUUGGGUACCUAGCAUCAUAAUCACACAAGUUUCUUUAAUGUUUAUAUCACACCUUCCAACUUUUGGCUAUAAAAACUGUGCCUUUCACAACUGUGCACUAAUAUUUCCAUAUUCUAUCACACCAAUGCCACACAGUCCUAAACACAUUUAUUCAGACAUUACAGUUGUGUCUCUCUGUUCCAUAUGACUGCAGCCUUCAUGAAUAAGGACCAUAGAUUUGCUGCAGGGUAUAAUCAUGCUGCUGUUCACAACUUUUCGUUUGCUGCAUGAACAUUUCUGCACUGGCUUAGCACAGAAACGGUUAAAAAAACAGCAGUAGACAAGCACUGAAAGAGCACUGCAGUAUUGUAGUUGCACAGCUGAUGAGGACACUGAACAAUUUUUUUAAUUACAUUUAAAGAAAAUGUUCCCAAUAUUUUGCAGACAUGGAGUGGAGCAGCUGGGCAUUGAGUCACUUGGCAUUAAUGAGAUUCCAGACAACAAUCAGUUGGUUCCAUGAAGCAGUUAUGCUGAGAAGCUACAGGGAAGUUGUUUGAACUCUGUGCAACAAACCGGUAAUAACUGUGGCAAAAGGAUUCUCGCUUGCACAAUGGGAUUUCCCCCUUCCCGCCCCAUGUGUGUCCCAUGUCCUCCCCAAAUCUGCUCCAGUUGGGCAGUUGGGGAACCCCCAGAACAGGCUUAAGGGUAGGAGGGAAGAGGAAGGGGGGAAGUCCCAUUGCUCAUGUGAAAAUCCUUGUGUUGACAGGAUAUUACUUAGCAUUCCAGUGAAUCCAAGCCUGGACAAUUAUUUUGCUAAAAAAUUGAUUGUUUGGAAAGGACUAGAGACAAAAAUGAGAAACUCUGGGUGGUUAAAGUACAGCAUGCUGUGAGCAUCCUUCCAUGUCAUCUGUAGCACAGUAAGAUGUACCUGCCAAACUAGCUUUUAGAGAUUAGUUUUUAAAGUAAAUGUCAGAUGGUCUGUCUUUGCCUUAUCCCUGUUUUAGGAAUGAAGGUAGUUCACUCAGACUUAUUGCUUGAACAGAGGCUGCUCAGUCUCCUGGGACUAUGUUUGAAUAGGAUCCACUUUAUAAAGGUGAUGCCAGUGAAAAAGCUAGCUUCUCUGGCUAAUAUGCACUGACCUUUCGGGAAAUCCCGUCCCUGGAGUUCUGGCAAACCGAGUGGGGGGGGUCAAGAUUUUGGAAUGAGAGAAGUAGCAAUACAACACCCUUUAUUUCCACCAAUUCUUUCUGAGAAUCUGAGGCUGGCUUCCAGCAGAACAUUUCAGUUAAGUCCUCCUCCUACAUGUGACCAAGUCAUGCUAUUAUUGUCCAAGAUGCAUUGUGGGUGAAAAAGAACACUGUAUGAUUGAAAUACCUCAGGAGUUAGUUUACUGUUUGCCUCUGUGUUUUACAUUCUUUCUAUUUAUUUCUACUAAAAAUGUUUCAUGGAGAAAAAUAAUCUGAUGGAAUUAAACCAGCCAGUCGGUGGGAAAUAUUUUAUGGUGCAGUCUUGAUUCAUCACAAUCACUGGGGCCUUGAGCUGCAUCCUUGGAAUAUUUAUAUACGGUAUAUGGAGCCCAUUUCUGGCAAGCUGCCAUUUUAGGAGUCAGAACUCUUAUUUUGUCCUCUUUAAUAUUCAGUUCUUUUGUUUUGUUUCAUGUGAGAGUAGGCCUUCAAAAAGAACAGGUUAGUGAAAGAGCACGUGUUUUCUAAAAUGCUAUGUACCUCAUAAGCCUUUGUUCCAUCAAAAUUUCUUCAAAGGUUUGAGAACUUAGGGAAAGUGUAGUGUGCACCCAAGUGUGUAUGUGUGCAUAUGUGUUAGAGAGAGAGAAGCACCAAGUUGUGUGUAACCUUUUCUUCCCAUUUCCCCAAACAUAUGUUCAUGUGCACCCCAUUUUCCCUAGAUUUCAGUUAAACCACUUUAUCAGUCUCUACUGCUUGGCCCAGUUCAGAUAUCUGGACACACGGUAAUGCCUUUCACAUGUUGGGGGCUAGGCACAGUCUCAGGAAUCCAUGCAUCAUGUGCACAAUUCGCCCCACUCACACAAGAGGUCAUUUGCUGCAGGUCGCACAUGCUCCUAGCGCCAAGCCCAGCUCCCAGCUUAUGAAAGACACUUCCAAGACCCUGAGAGGCUCAACAAGGUCCCUGUUUUGUCAGAGAAGCAGAAUUGUCUGCAUCGCACAUCAUUUUUAUCUGAGAUUUUCAGGUUGGGGGGGUCAGAAAUAGCUGGAUAUACCAUAGUCUGUGUGUGGAGAGGGUGUGCAUCAUUGCUCCAAAAUUGUCAUCCAGAUGAAAAUAUUUUAAAAUGAAGACUUCAGGAAUUUCUGCCAGUUUUCCAUGUGAAACAUAAGAUUUUGGCAGGGAGAGUAAAGCCCACUGUAGCUGCGAGUGGUAUAUGUGUCCUUUUAUUUAUUUCUAAGCAUUUCUACUUUGCUCUUUUAUUUGAAUAAUUAGUAUUUCCCUUAGGAGUCAGGUCAUCUUCUCCAUUAAAAUGCCCACAAAUUCUCAAAUGAAGCCAAAUGUGCAACAGUCACUUUCUUUUGUCCCUGACAACUCAGGGACAACUUGUGCAUUUGGAUCCCAUUUCAGGAACUAGGAGUGCUGUCCCAGACCCUGUAAUACAACUUUCUACAGUGUUUUCACAGUUGUGCUGAUCCUUGUCAGCUACCAUCCACUCUUUGAAAUGCCUUGCCCUCCCAGUUUUAUGCUUCAGGAUCAACCCAGGAAGCCCCAUUUAGCUGAGCCCUAUUUUCAUUUGCAUACCUGCCUUCUACUUAUGAGACAAGUGAGCCAUUAACCUAAAUGCAGCUUGAAGGAAGAGUUCUACUCUGCUUCAUUCUGACUGUCGCAUUCCUUAUUGGCAGAGAGAACUAUACCUACUCCCUCUGCUAAAUGGAAACUAUGAAUACCAGAGCAAAGCCGUGGGAUGGCACCAGUUCAGAAGACUCCAAGCUGGCAACUUCUCCACUUUUGUCAUUUCUGUGGAAUGGCUCUGUCCUGUGCAGACCUCACCCUUGUCUGCUGAAUAGUGCUGAUAACUGAGCCGUGGGCUGCAAGCCAAGGGUGGGGAUGUGGUAUCCACACAGACAGAUUGGGCAGUGCUGUGAAAGUAGAGCAGCAGGGAUAUACACAUGCACACACACACCAUUAUUUUGAAUUAAUGGGCACUGCUUGUUCGGCCUCAGAGCAGCAAUGACAUUCUGGCUUUUGUCUCUUUCAUCACCGACUUCAUCAGAGUUGCCAAGCUUGGAGAAAUCAGUCUUGCUUCCCAAAUACCAUCUCUUGUUACUUGGUUGCUUUUUUUUUUUUUUUUACCUCUAAGUGCCUUCUUGGAAACAGGGCUGAGAGCCAGUUCUGCAAGUAGACCUGUCUUUUUCUUUCUUUUUAAUCAAAGUCAGACUUGAACUCUACUGCUUUCUGGUGAAUUUUCACUUCCCUGCAUGUCUUUCUAUGCAUGAAAUUGUUCUACCAAUCCUCAGCUGCUUUCCAAAAAUAAUAAAAUGAUUAGUUUGGAAUUUUAGAUCAGAAGAAAUGUAGUGGCACCUGGUGCCUAUUUUUCUGGAUUUUUUUUGUGUCCCAGAAAGCGGCAUUUAUUAAGUCUAUUGGUGCCUUUAAAAAGUUCACAGCUGUAGCCUUCCCACCUCACCAUGUCAGAAAUUAUUUACCUUUACCUUACUGAAGGAUAUAUCGGCAAAUACUGGUGGAUUAUUAUUUAGUUCUAUCACUUUCUUAACCUUUGUACUUUUCUAAGGUGUUUACUAAUGGUAUGCAAUCAGGGAGCACGCUGUCAGUCUGUUUUUGGAAACACGGGUUCCAAACGAUUGCCCAGGCUGCAGGCAUUGUUUCAACCAAGUUGGCAGCUUGGCACACUCAGAUGACCAUACCAGGCCUUGAUGAGAGUAGCACAAAGAAUCAUGAGACAGCUUCUCCCUCACAUUUAGUAGACCUACAAUAAUGUUUACAGUGAACGAGAGCUGUGCCUAUUGGUGGUCAUUGCUGUGGCAGGCAGGUGCCACCUUGGGUUCCUGUGGGGAAUUUCCCCCUUUCAGUGUGCUGCUACUUCUGUGCCUGAAGCAUGAUAAUAUUCUCUUUCUAUUUCCAAGCUCUGAUAAGGAGUGCAGUGUCUUUCCUAGGAGGGAUUAAUGUGAGAGAUGUAGGGAUCCAGCAGGAACAGCAGAUAGAGGACACCUUGGAGCUAGUGUGGUCAGAUUCUCCCAAACAUCUUCAGGAUAUCACUGAUGCUGAGCAAGCAACACUCCUCAAGCUACCAAACACAGCACAUGUGGUCUACCUCAGCACUAGGACUCUGCAGACUCACCAAGCGACGCCGUGCUGCUUUAAGCAAGGGAGGGUGAAAGAACAAUUUGAGAGCCCUUUAAAAUACAUUGAAUAAGCCCCUACUUGGAGGGGAAGCUUUUCUAACCUUUGUCCCUUGUGGAGCCAUGGGUACAUUAUGCAUCUAAUAGAUGCUCUGUCCUCCUGCCUAAUGUAAAUAUGGGCAUUCUCACUAGCCAUGGGAAUGACUGUUUACACUGAGUUCGGACCUUUGGUAAGUGGUGUGUCAAAGUGUCUAUUGAAGAGUAGCACCUGGCCACUCCUGGGAACUUGCAGGGAUCAAAGCAAGGCCUGAAGACACAGAGCUGCAAAAUAGCCGUGCCUCCUGUGCUGAUACCCCCACUGGAAACACGUGCCCAGUUUCUAGUGAAAUGGAUGUGCAAAACUGUUUUUAUUUCCACCUUUUAAAGCCUAUGUGUUAAAGUUUGUAUAAGAGACUUCAUUAACUCUUCAAAUGUUAGUAGAAAUAUAAAUAAACAUAGUCCUCCUUUGCAGCGUGGUUGAUAUCUGACAGCAUCAGUGCAUCAAGUUCCUAUCAUGGGAAAGCAAAUAUGUUCACCAUCUAGCCAUUCCCUCUAGCUGUGAAUGUUAUUAGCCCUUGUUCUGUUAAUGAAACGUGUUCUAGUUUGGCCUGCUUUCUGAAUGCAUUUUUUAUCAGCCUUUCUCUACUGAAGUUGAUGCAGAAAUCUAAUAAAAAUAAUAAUCUGAAAUGAAA